AUGACUGGAUGCAGGACAGAGCACCAAGUAAGUACAUAAGAAUAUAUGGUAUGUAUGUAUGUAUAUAUAUGUGCAUAAGAAUAUACAGCCAUUUGUCAUGGAUGCUUUAGCUGAGAUUCCUGCAUUGCAGGGGUUGGACUACGUGGCCCUUUGGGUCCCUUCCAACUCUACGAUUCUGUGAUUCCAUGAUUCUUAUUUUUAAAAUAACCUAAAACAUUACUGUAUGCUCAAUAUUUUAAAUGUAUAUUUUAUAUUCUUUGUAAACGGUUUACAGGUUUUAAUUUACAGUAUUAUACAUUUUGUAAUACACACACACAUUCUUUCAUUGUUUCUGCGGUGGACAUACACCAUCUAUUUUGCCUGAAAUCCUAUGACAGUGACUGUAUGGUGAAAUGUGAAAAUUGGUCUUCCCCAGCCUGCCGCCUGCAGAUGAUGCUGGGCUACAGCUCCAUCAGUCACAGGCAGAAUGUCCAAUGGUUAGGGAUGAUGGGAGUUUAUUUAAUUCAUCAAUGGAAUAUAUACAUAAAAAAUCUCUAAGCAGUUAAUAUAGAAAACCCUUAAAAUUCACUCACUCAUUCAUUUUAUUUGUAUGCUGUUUCUCCACACACACAAAAAAUCAUGCUCAAAAAGGUUUACAGCAAAUAAAGAGGGAUGCAUCUCAAACAAACACUACAAAAACUUUUGAUAAUAACACAGCAAAACAAUAACAUAAGAAUUUCAUUAUAACAUAGCAAAAGAGUAACACAAUAUCAAUUUCAGAAUAAUGUAGCAAAACAGUAACAUAAUAUUAAUUUCAGAAUAAUGUAGCAAAACAAUCGCAUAGUAACAAUUUCAUUAUAACAUGGCAAAACAAAAAUAUAGUAACAUGCAAAAAGCCACAUUUCCAUAAAUAUAACAACAUGCAGGAUCCAAAGCAAAAAUAACAAGGCAGUUUCGCAGUCUUACAUUAGUCCUAGGAAAUCCCCUCCCAUAAUGUUACUUAGCCACAAAAUCAAGACUAGAAUACAGAUAUAGUAAAACCAAAAAAUACAUACUGUCAAUAAAAACCCAGAAUCAAAAUAAUGAGUUCAAACUAAAGGCUUGAGCAAACAAAUAUUUAAUUUGUAUGUAAAGUGAGUCAGAGCUGACACAUUUUGGAUUGAACAGGGGAGGGUUUUCCAGAGGGUUGGUGCCACUGCAGAAAAGGCCUCCCUCCGUGUGGCCACGAGAUGCACUCUGAUUAUUGUAAAGACUGGACACAUCUGGAGGUCCCAGGUUGUGGAAGGCUAUCCAGACUGAGAGAGGUUAGGCAUAAUUCUGUUCACUGGAUUUGUAAUUUUCCCUUAUUCCUGAAGAAGCGCUGGUGAUGCCUUGAUUUUGCAAAGCACAGAAUAAAAAUGCUUUAAUAAAAGUUAUAGUUACAGGUAGGUAGCUGUGUUGGUCUGCCAUAGUCGAAACAAAAUAAACAAAUUCCUUCCAGUAGCACCUUAGAGACCAACUAAGUUUGUUAUUGGUAUGAGCUUUUGUGUAUCUGAAGAAGUGUGCAUGCACACAAAAGCUCAUACCAAUAACAAACUUAGUUGGUCUCUAAGGUGCUACUGGAAGGAAUUUUUUUAUUUUAAUAAAAGUUAAAAACUGAAACAUUUCAAGUCAGCACAAGAUUCUGGUAAAGUCAAAUUUCAUGCAGACUCUCAAAAAUUAGGUGCUGGGAUUAUCUUUCAGUGCUAUAUUCCCCACAAACACUUAGUUGGGGGAAAAACUGAGUGGCAAAGUGAGUCCAAGAGAUACAUUAGACUGCGGUCACGGUGCAUUUCCCAUGUCCAAGUAUUAAGGAACAGCUCUUACAGAUAUUAGAUCCCUUUAAUGCUGUGCACUGCAGUUGAAGCAGCGGCCUCAAACUGCGCAGCCCCCAGCCCCCUUAGCAACUCCCCGAGGCAUCUGGGUUCCCUGAAAUUCCCUUUCAGAUCCCUGUGUGGCCCCACAUCUCCACAAAGGCCUAUGACAUCCCACUCUGCAGGUUGAUGCCUGCACUCUAACUGCAUCAAAAGGCCAUUGAUCACCCUGCAUUAUUGAUGGAUUUAAGGGUACUUAGCACUGUUGAAGAGGCAAGAUAGGGAUAUUUCUAGCAAAGCUUAGCAGCAAAACAAAAUCACAGUCCAAGAGUGAAAAAGCAGCUCCAAGGUGGGGCAGAAGUGACCUCUGCUUGGCCGCUGCUGCUUCGGUGAUGGGGAAUCAACCAGCAAGGAGCAAUUCUCCACCUGCAUGGUAUCGUUGCCCCUUUAAAACUAGAUGGAAGAUUUCUGCAGGCUGCGGGAGUCCCAUGUUGAACUGUUCCUGCCAUCCAAGGAAUCGAGACCAGGAGCUAGAAGCAGGCACUGGAAGAACCCGCCCUUCUCCAGGAUGGAAGGGAGUUGGCACUUUGGAUCCCAUUAAAGGCAAGGCUCCCUGGGGUUUUCUUUCCUUCUGUGCUUGCAUGCCUCUUGUGGGCUGGCUCCUUUGGAGAGGAAAUGAGUGCAGUUUACAGAUGUUUUCUUGAUUUCCCCCAAAGAAGAGGCCUGUAGUGCUAGGAGUGGCUGCUUUGCAGAUUAAUCCCAAGAACAGGAAGGCACUGGGAUGUUAUAUGCAUUGAGGAGUGAGAACUUCUGUAUUUCUAAUAAUGGGUGGCAUCAGGAAGCUCUGGCUAAAAGAGGAUGUUACCACAUUGGAAGAGAGAUGCUAAAGCUACAGGGCAGCUGGGAUAUUCCUUUUCACCUUGGUCAGAACAAUCUGAGUCAAGAUCAGGGUACUAUUUUAGAUUUUAACUGAAGGUGAAAUUGCCCCAAAAAGGGGCAUUUAGAGAGCAUGUGCUGUGUAUACUUAAAAAAAAAAAAGGUCACAAUAAUAUAGGUGUUCCUGAGGAAUAACAUGAGGGUUUGGAGGAUUGUUAAGGAGACUGUGAUCUUUCUCUCUUAAAUUGUUGUUUGGGUUGAAAGAGGUCAUGCCGAGUGUAAUGACUGCUGGUUAAUGAAAUAAUGUGUGUGCUCUGAACUCUCAAAGUGCUUUAUAAUCCUGAGUAUUAUUGCUAAAGCUGCCAUCACAUUGGUAGCAAAUUUUCCCAAACCCAAAUAAACUUUGUACGUUGAGAUGUUGCGGCCAACAUGGCACCAGGGGUAGCGAACAUGGUACCUUCCAUAUCUGUUAAGACUCCAAGCCCCAUCAGCCCCAGCUGGUAUGGCCAGCCCAGUGGUUAGGAAAGAGGGGGGUUAUAUCAUCUUGCAUCCUCUGGAGGGCACCCUGUUGGCUACCCCUGGCUUUUUACCCCUGCAGUAGCAUCAAGAUGCUGCCCUUGCAGACUUGAAUAGCAGCCAAAAUGCCUGCAGCAGGGACUUCUUGCAUCCUGCCUUCUAAAGGCUGCCAGGAAAUCCUGCCCACCCUGAAGCAAGCAAAUAGUCUUCCCAUUUCCUCUCUCCCUGCCCCUCCAAAAAAACAAAACCCUGCUCAGUCUUCCAAGCAGCUAAAUGUAUCAUGUUCUUUGAUGGAUACAGUGGUACCUCGGGUUAAGUACUUAAUUCGUUCCGGAGGUCCGUUCUUAACCUGAAACUGUUCUUAACCUGAAGCACCACUUUAGCUAAUGGGGCCUCCUGCUGCCGCUGCGCUGCCGGAGCAUGAUUUCUGUACUCAUCCUGAAGCAAAGUUUUUAACCCGAGGUAAUAUUUCUGGGUUAGCGGAGUCUGUAACCUGAAGUGUAUGUAACCUGAAGCGUAUGUAACCUGAGGUACCACUGUAUCAUGAACUCAAUGCCAUAGCUAUGGGGCAGGGUGAGGGAGCUAGCUGGGGUUUUUUUGCCCUGGGUGAAGCCUCCAGAGGGGCAGCAUUGAGGCUCCCUGCCUGUAUGUGUGUUUACGCAAUUGUGUGUGGGGUGUGUGUGCGCGCCAAACUGGGUCUUUGACCUGGGUAAAAUAAAGGCUUGUUUCGCCCCUGGAUGAACUCUGUGCUGCAUUCUUCAGAUUCCCUUUGAAUGAAUGUCUGCCAAAGGUUGGAAUGCCAGGUGAGCCAUAAAUUGAACAAACAGGCCCGUUUCCACCGGCAGUGUAAUCUACAGUCCACCUCAGAAUCUCCAUGAAGGACAAUGAGCAUUUUGCAUCACACAAAAUAUUCCCCAGUAACAAUUCAUUCUGGAAUUAACAUGCGUAGAGAUUUCUAAUGGCAGAAUUGUUCUGUAUGCUUCCUGUGAUGUGCAUCCCUUUUGGAGGCAUUGGGCAUGGUUGCAUUUAGGUUUUCAUAGAGAGAUGUGUGAAUAAACAUAAUGGGAUUAGACAACGUCACGGAGGAUAAAGCUAUCAUUGGUUCCUAGUCAUGAUGGCUUUAUGUUAUCUUCAGUAUUGGAAGUUAACAUAAAUAACAGCUGCUGGAGAGUAACCAUGGAAGAGACCUUUUGCCCUCAUGCCCUGCUUGUGUGCUUCCCAGAAGCAUUUGGUUGUGGGAACAGGGUGCUAGACUAAGUAAGCCGUUAGUGUGGUCCAGCAGGGAUCUUCUGAUGUUCUUCUAUGUUUGACUAGUGAAUCAAUUGGCCAUGUUGUUUAUGUGUUCUUCUGAGCGACGAGAAAUUCCAAGGACAGCACUUCUGGUUUUGCUUCUGUUCGGAUGAGAGAGCACGGAGACUCUUGGUUGCAAAAAUACAGGGCAACAAUAAACAGAGGCAAACAAGCACUUCUAGAAAGGAGAGAGAACUUGGGCGGCCGCCUCCAAGGUGCCACCGCCAGUUUCAGCUAGUCGCUUCUAGAAACUCUCUGCGUUCUCUCCUCCACCUUUGUUUCCUCCAAAACUGCCAGCUACUGUUUCUUUCUCAAACACAAUCUGUAGUGGAUGGUAAGGUGGGGUGGUCAUGGUGCUUACCUGACCUCCCGGCAGUGGAAUCACUGUGAUUUAUCAUGAGGGAGAGUGGGAGGGGCAAGGCAGUGGGUAAGGUCAGCAUUGUGCAAGUGCACCAGCAGGAACACCCUAUUGGCUUGGGUAAAAAGUUCGUUCAAGCAUUGCCUAGGGGUCAUCAUUCACAGAAUUGUCAUAGAUCUGGUCAAGCAGCUUUCGGGCUAGAUCAGGGCAGUUGGUCAGGAGCUGGUUGAGUUUCUUGAUCAGAGAGUGCCCUGUAUUUAUCUCCGGUGUGGGUUAAAGAAUUGUAUUUUUGCAGCACUGACCUCACUGACACCUUGUUGUCGUCAUCCCCCCCCCAGUAAACAGCAGUGACUUCACAGAAGGGAGGUCGGAUAAGCACUUCUACCCAACCCUGCCAUCUGCUAUUGCUCACAAUGCGCCACACACUUCUGUCAAACAUGACCCCAAGUGAACUAUCCUUGCAGGGGACAGUCCACAGCCAUUUAGAAAUACUAAGAUCAUGGUACCAAAUCCAAGAUUCUUAUAAGUCAUCAUUUUAGGGCAAAACUAUGGUGGCAGAUCCAUUCACAGGCAAACUCACAACCCUAUGUUUUUAUGGAUUAAGCUAUUAUACAUAUUCACACACACACACACACACACACAGUUUCUUUAUUUCUCAGAUUCCGAUUCCUAUGCUGCUCACUUUCCCCUAAGCAAUGAACAAUUAACAUUUGACAAAAUAAAAAUAUUAAAAACUGUUCAGCAAUCAAAGAACUGCAAAGCUGGUCCUAAUACAGGGAAGGCUUGGUUAGAUAGUUUUCUUUUGAGCAAACUUCUUAAAGAUAAAACAGAAGAAGCUUGCUUAAUACAUAUUGGGAGGGUGGUCCACAACAUUAGGGAGCUCUGUUUUCUGGUGGUUGUAGAGUGGGCAUCAUGUGGCAUCAGGAAAGUGCCUUGGCUGACAACCAUACUGCUUGGGCAGAAAUGAAUGGGGCUGUCCCUCCUGCAAACUGGCUCCAAGUUGCUUAGGGGUUUAUAAACCAACAACAGCACCUACGCUUGGGCCCAGUAGCACACUGGCUGCCAGUGCAGAUCUCUCAGCAAUAGUGUUGUCUGCUAUUCCCAUCUUCUGCUCUAAGUGUAGCUUCCAGACCAAUUGACAGGACAGCUCUCCAUAGAGCAUAUUGCAGUAGUCCAGUACUGAGAUUUCCAGUGUCUGGCCCACUGUGGUCUAGGAAUGGUCACAGCUGUCAUAGGCAUAGCUGGGGGGGCAGCCCCCAUCAAUAAAAAUCAAUAAAAUAUAUAGCAAACUGAGGUUCUUCCCCCACCACAAAAGGCCUGCCUCCCUAACAAAAAUCCUGGCUAUGCCCAUGACAGAUGUUGUACAUAUACCGGUACAUACAUGAUUUCAUUUGCAUGCUGUCUUUCCACAGUUCAAACCAUGCUCAGAGCAGCUUACAACAUGAAAAAAACACAUAACUACAACCUAAGUAGUCUUAAACCAGCCUAAGAUGAAAAAACGAGUCCCUAGCUGCUAAAAACACGUUUCCAGCGACAAAGAUGGACCUAGGAGCACCCAGAGACCAUAUACCUCAUCCUUCAGAGAGAGUUUGGCCAAAUUCAGAACAGGUAAUUGGUCUGCCUCCCGGACAUGGGAGCCAAACUGGUCUUGUCAGGUUUCAAACUCCGUUUAUUGGCCCUCAUCCAGUGCACCGCUGCAUGCAGGCACCGGGGCCAGACUCAGCCAGCCGCUCCUGAUUCAGACGUUAUGCGGAAGUAAACAGCAAUUGGAAAUCCAUUUAACUUCCUAACGUGGCAAGAAGGAAUAAGAGGGAAACUUACCAGAAAUAGCCACUCAGACACCAGCAGUGGCUCUCUUAGUGAGCUCUAGAUAUUGUUGGACUGGACACCACUUCCCGCCCUCCCUGACCACUGCCCCUGCUGGCUGGGGCUGAUGGGAGUUGGAGUCCAGCACAUAUGGCCAGCCACAGUUGAACCUUCCGGCCCUACAGGAAUCUAGCUCACACCCUUCUCCCCUGCCUUUGCUUCCUUUCCAGACGGGUGGCAAGGAGCAAGGGCAGCUCUGCAGUCUCAGUUGAAGUUUAACCAGCGGUGAAAAGCCUCUCUUUUCAAAGGCACAGGAGAGAGAGAGAGAGAGAGAGAGAGAUCCUAGAAAUGGGGGAGUUGCGCAGGUGGCUGGACCAGACGAGCUAGUUUGAGCAAAUAAGCCGGGCAGCGUCUCAGGCCAGCGGACAGCAACGCGGCUGUAAACAACUUGGCAACCCGUUUCCUCUUCGCAAACUUGCGGCGCCCCCCUCCCGCGCUCUCAUUGUUUGGUAAGGUAGUGCGCGGGGGAGGCGGCGGAUAAACACCCUGUUGAUUAUUGCCCCGUUCCAGUUUGCGCCGGGAAGCCUCCCCCCCCCUUUAUUUUUCUCCCGCCCUCUCCGGAGGUGUUUACAGCUGCGCUCCUGGGUAACCCAUUGACCUCCCCGUCCGGCUGCGCUGCUGGGAAACCAGCAAGGCUGAUAAGGCUCCCUUCUGGAGAAAUUCCUGUUCCUUGCGCCAGGGCGGGGCAGAAGCUGGACCCCAGCGCGAACAGUUUGUCUCAAGUUUCCCUUCCCCGCCCGCUCGCGCCCCUCCUCGCCUUUCGCCUCUCUUCCCAAUUACGCGCCCGAGGUGCUUUGGGAAGGGGAAGGGCCAGCCGGGAACAGGGGAGUCGAAGAGAACGUCUGUAGAUGAGCCUCCAGGUCAGUACCAUCCAUUUGGUCCCUGCUGAUUUCUCGUCCCCCCCCCCCCUUUCCUCCCGAGUCCUCCUCCCAGCCACCGUUUUGAUUCCCUCCCUGGCAUGCCUUGCCUGCUGCCUCCCAGUGCAGCCAGCCGCGCAGGCGGAGGCAGCGUGUGCGCCCGUGUGGCGCGCUCUGCCCCCUGCGCUCGCCCGGCACCGAGAAAGCGGGCACAAAGAAUGGAGGAGUCGCUCUUUUGGUAUCCGGACUCCGGAAGCGAUAGUCUUAUGCUUGCAUCAUGGGCUGCUUCUCUCACCCCCUUGCUCCUCUCUCUCUCUUCCCUCCAGGGAAGGGCCAUAGAGCAGUGAUAGAGCACCUGCUUUUCUUGCCGGAGGUCCCAGCUUCAGUCCUUGUCAUUGCCAGGUACUGUUGAAAAAGUUCCUUGUCUGAAAUCCUGAAGAGCUGCUGCCAGUCAGUGCAGGCAGUACUGAGCUAAGUGGACCGAUGGGUCAGAUUCUGCACAAGGCAGAUUCCGACAUUCCAGGGUUCUGGAGCACUGCUUUAGCUAGCCUCCCAAGUCGUGUGGCUGUCCUUCACUGUGAGCAGUCUUUGAUAUACACAUUGUGUACUGUGGCAGUCACUGCAGAUGGCACAGUCCACAUGGGAAGGAUCUGCAGGGUUCUGUGCAAAAAAAAUUUCACCUUUCAUGACUGGAUAUCGUUGCACUACCUGGAAGAACAAGAAAUUGGGGAUGCAAAGAGUGAAUCCUUCCCCUUCCUGCAAGAAAUUCAGGGUUGUGAAGAUCAGGGCCUCAGGUGGCAGAAUGCAAGGGGUAUUUGCCAUGAGUGCCACAGCCAGAGAAGGAAGGAGAAGCGACUGAGGUGAUAGCGGCUUCUGGGUUCUGGCAAGAUCUCAUGGGAGCUCUGCAAAAUCUCACAAGAUCUUGCUGGGCUCUUGCCAGAACCCAGGGGACAGGCCGCCCCUGGCGAAGAUAUCACCCCCCCCCCAGCACACCACUGAGGCAGGUGAAAUUGAGAGUGUGCGUUUUGACCAAGGCUAUCCAAUACGGUUGUACCUUGGUUUUCAAACAGCUUAGUUCUCAAAUGUUUUGGCUCCUGAACGCCGCAAACCUGGAAGUGACUGUUACGGUUUGCGAACCAUUUUUGGAAGCCAAACGUCCGACGUGGCUUCCGAUUGAGUUCAGGAAGCUCCUGCAGCCAAUCAGAAGCUGCACCUUGGUUUUUGAACAUUUUCGGAAGUCAAACGGACUUCUGGAAUGGAUUCUGUUCAAGAACCAAGCUUAAAAGCUUAAAAGUUAAGCCACUCAGGCUUGAUCUAAUCCCCUGACAGCACUUGUAAGCUUUACGCCACAGUGGCCUUGCUGUGGUAGAUGUAGCAAGAGAAUCUGGACCAGCAUGCAGUUCAGAUGUUGAAUAACUGUCAGAUAUAGGCAAGCAUUUGCAGGGACCUCUCUAUCUAUCUAUCUAUCUAUCUAUCAUCUAUCUAUCUAAUCUAGCAGAUUCAGAAUGCUUUAAUUUGUGUCAGCCAAUGGAAUCUUGUUCAUGUCUGCUCAGAAGGAAGUCCCACUGAAUUCAUUGGGGUUUACUCCCAGGUAAACGUGGAUAGGAUUCCAGCCUUCGCAUCCCCGCAUACUCCCUGAACUCCCAAGGACAUGGGCUCAGGAUUGCUUCAGCCCUUUGUACACAAAAACAGGUAAAAUGGUGAUUUGCAUAAUAAUCCUAUGCAUGUUUACUUGGAAAUCAAUCAAUGGCCUAAAUCGGCAGCUGUGAUUGUAAGUAAGCACCAGGGAUAGUUCCCAUCCCCCUUUGGACAAAUUUCUCUUCAAUGAACAGGGAUGAGUAUGCAUAAUUGAAACGUUGAAUCAUAUGAGCUACUGGAGCUAUGCAAACUUGUUGAAGGAAGUUGAGAUAUUGCUAAAUGCGUGGUAGGAAAAGAGGAUCUGUUUGUCACUAAGAAGAGUUGCCAUGUUGCAUGGGAGUCAUGCCUUUCUCUCAUUCCAGGCACUCUGACCCUUGAAUUGAGCAGUAAGAGCUCCAGACCCUUAAUGAAUUGCACCUCUUUACCCUAUAACUAAGGGACGCGGGUGGUGCUGUGGGUUAAACCACAGAGCCUAGGACUUGCCGAUCAGAAGGUCGGUGGUUCAAAUCCCCGUGAUGGGGUGAGCUCCCAUUGCUCGGUCCCUGCUCCUGCCAACCUAGCAGUUCAAAAGCACACCAGUGCAAGUAGAUAAAUAGGUACCGCUCCGGCAGGAAGGUAAACGGCAAUUCUUUGUGCUGCUCUGGUUCACCAGAAGCGGCUUAGUCAUGCUAGCCACAUGACUCGGAGGCUGUACGCUGGCUCCCUCGGUCAAUAAAGCGAGAUGAGCGCCGCAACCCCAGAGUCGGCCACAACCGGACCUAAUGGUCAGGGGUCCCUUUACCCUUUACUUUUUUAUCCUAUAACUGCUUGCCCAAAUCUGGCUUUAUUUGCCAAACUUUUGAGUCUGAUUGGAUGUUACCGUUUCUUUGCAGUUUCUCUUUACCUUUCCUACCUUUUGCAAAUAGAGAAGAGGAAUAUAACAAAUAGCCCUUAAGUUUCCAGUGUUCACAACUGCAGCAAAGAACUUUAAUAUAAAACAGCAAGAAGACCUGGCCAGUUUAUUAUAUGGCCAUGGCUUUGCUUCCUAUCAGGCUUCCAGCACGGAAUCCAAUUAACCUAGCAUAUCCUGCGAUCUUUGGAUGAAGGGUGUUAUAGAAAUUUUAUAUGAAUGAAUGAGUGAAUAAAUAAAUAAAUAAAUAAAUAAAUAAAAAUAUACAGUGGAAAAGAUAAUUUUAUGUUAAAUAAAGGUCCCCGCCCCCUCUGGAGGAUGUAUUUGGACAGCUACCUAUUUCCAAUACAAAUACCUACACAUUGGGAUCAUAUUUGUGAUGAUUUGGGAGGGUAAAGAGGAGGCUGUACCUAAUCACCACCCACAAUUCUGGGUACUCCAUGCCCUACUCCCCCCCCCCAUUUUUUGGCUAGCAAUACUGUGUUUAUCCACACAAUUGCAUCCAGGAUGCUGUAUAUUAGAUAGGGAUGGGUAAUCUACCUUGCUUCACUAGGGAGGAGCAAAAAUCCAGCCCUCCUGCAGCUGUGGGGAAGAUGUAAAAAAUAUGUGUGUGAUGGAGAUAGUCUGUGCAUAUUCAUGACUCUAGAAAUUGGAAAGCCAAGGCCUAGCAGUGACCCCUCUUCCCCUCAUGUUGGUGAGUGAUUUUUAUUACAGUGGUACUUCAGGUUAUAAAUGCUUCAGGUUACAGACGCUUCAGGUUACAGACUCCGCUAACCCAGAAAUAGUACCUAAGGUUAAGAACUUUGCUUCAGGAUGAGAACAGAAAUUGCACGGCGGCAGCGGGAGGCUCCAUUAGCUAAAGUGGUGUCUCACGUUAAGAACAGUUUCAGGUUAAGAACGGACCUCCAGAACGAAUUAAGUUCUUAACCCGAGGUACCAUUGUAUUAUUAUUGUGUGAGGAGGCAUAUGACUGUGGUUUGUUGAAUUACCUGCUGCUGCGUGUAAAUCUAAAGCCAUGAAUGCUUUUUGCAUAAGAGGGCCAAUAGUUUCGUUGAGGUGAAAAUGUAAACAGCUGUUUUGUUUUCAUCCGGUAGUGAUGGGGACAGGAGUUGAGAGAGGUCAUCAUGAAUGGAUCCGGUAUUAUAAAUGAAGAAGGGUGAGAGGGUCAGUGCAGAGAGUGCAGCUUCCCCACUCUUCCUUUUAUUUUUUUUUACUUUCUGUUUUUCCAUUGAGUGUGUUUGAUUCCCUUAUCUUUAGCCCAUGGCUGAAUGCCUUGAACUCCACUGACGUGAAUGAGGGUUUUGCAUGAAAUAGAUAGAUCUUCUGAUAACUGAUAAGCAUUCAGUUGUGACAGGAAAGGCGGCAGAACACUAUCCCAAGUUCAAGUUGAUUUUGAGGAUGUUUUAUCUUCCUGAGAUGGGGAACCUCAGGCUUGGGGGUCAGAUGUGGCCCUUCAGACAUCUCUGUCUGGCCCUCAGAAUUCCCCUCAGGCCACAUCCCUCCCUGGCCUUGCUUCAUGCCUGACUGGAAUAUGCCCUUGAAUUCUGAUAAUGCCUCUUGCUUGGCUGAGUGGAAGACAGAGGGAGGUGCAAGCAGACCCUCUUUGACCAGGCCUUUGGUUGAUUGACAUUCAAUGCCCUUUUAAAAUGCAUUGUGAAAGAGGGGCAUGAUUGGGUUGUCUUUGUUUUUAUCAUGUAUUUAGUGUUUUUAUUUUUUAUAUAUUGUGAUUUUAUGUUGUGAACCGCCCUGAGAUUUACGGGCAUAUGGCGGUAUACAAAUUUAAUUAUUAAUGUUAAUAAUAAUAGUGCUGUUCCAAGGUACAUUUUUUGCUCAGUCUACUUUGGCCUGUGUCCCCACCCACCACUGGUAUGUGGCACUUGGAUGGCUGCCUGUAAGGGGAGGUGGCGCUUGGGUGUGUGGCAUGGAGAGAGUUUUAUGGGCCACAUAGCCACACCUGGAGGGCCAUAUUCCCCCCUCCCCCAGCCUGAGGAUCCCCAUUCCUGCUUUAUAAGGAUAGGUGCUUGCUUAUAAACAGUGGUGCUAAGGGUUAUAAAAUGUCCAGUAAGAAACAAUGCAUUCCACUGGGGAGGACCUGAGGUAAAGGUAAAAGGCAAAGGUCCCCUGGGUGGUUAAGCCCAGUCAAAGGCGACUAUGGGGUUGCGGCGCUCAUCUCACUUUCAGGCCAAGGGAGCCGGCGUUUGUCCAUAGACAGCUUUCCGGGUCAUGUGGCCAGCAUGACUACACCACUUCUGGUGCAACAGAACACUGUGACAGAAGCCGCUGAGUGCACAGAAACACCGUUUACCUUCCCGCCACAGCGGUACCUAUUUAUCUACUCACACUGGUAUGCUUUGGAACUGCUAGGUUGGCAGGAGCUGGGCCAGAGCCAAGGGAGCUCAUCCUAUUGCACGGAUUCGAACUGCCAACCUUCUGAUGAGCAAGCCCAAGAGGCUCAGUGGUUUAGACCACAGCACCACCCGCUCCCAAGAGGAGGACCUGACCAUUCAGGUAGAGGUGUGCAGCUUAUUCUGGAUGGGAUUGCAGUCCCCUUGAAUCCACAGAUCUGCCACAUGGGGAUGCUGCAGGAGCCACCACUCCCAGUUGUCCAGGCGUAGGUAGACAGUGGUGACUUUGACCAAUUUCACCUAUUAUGCCAACUGCACCCAUUACUGGAUAAGUCACAUCUGGCUCCCGUGAUUCAUGUCCUCUUCUCCACCAAGUUGGGCUAGUGUGUCAUGCACUUUGUGUGGGGCUGACCUUGAAGACAGUCAGGUAGCUUUGGUUUCCUGAGAAUGUAGCUGCCAGGGUGUUACCUGGAGCCAGGAGAAUGGACCUUUUUCACCCAUCAUCUACCACCUGCAUUGAGUUCCAAGUGGGCAGGGACUGAGAUUUGUAAAGAACUGUCCCAUUUCAUCUAAGUCUACACAAGAACUCUACAAAAGAGGCUCUUGUUGCUGGAUAUACAGUGGGUGCUCAUGAAGGAUGGAGUCUUUUUUAUUGUAGAAGCCAAGUUCAGGAGGAGCCUCCAAACAGGGACACACUUGUCCCUGCCACUCUUGUUAUUUUCAGUAAAAGUGCCCUUUUGAGACUGGUUUCUAUCCACCUCUUUCCAUCACUUCAUUUAUGCUGCAUGAGCUAUGCUGUUUUAUACAGUGGUACCUUGGGUUACAUACGCGCUAACCCAGAAAUAGUACCUCGGGUUAAGAACUUUGCUUCAGGAUGAGAACAGAAAUCAUGCUCCGGCGGUGCGGCGGCAGCAGGAGGCCCCAUUAGCUAAAGUGGUGCUUCAGGUUAAGAACAGUUUCAGGUUAAGAACGGACCUCUGGAACGAAUUAAGGACUUAACCCGAGGUAUCACUGUAUUGCUUUUAUUAUAUGCUGCUUUGUGUAUAUGAUACAUUCAAAAUCGGGGUAUAAUAUUUUUUUUUUUUGAAAAAAAAGUAUUCAUAAUUUUAUUUGCACUGUGCUUAACAUAUUAUCUUCCAAGUGCGAGCAUUUUAUGUCUUUUUUUAUUUGGAUCUGAAAUACAUGGUUGAUUUCUCUGUCAUUAGAAAUAAUGUCAUGUUUACAAUGCUGUGUGCUUGCAAAUUAAAUAAUCACUUUGUUGGCAUUUUUAAUUGACAACCCCAAAAUUUAGGCUGAUAGUCUGGCUUGGACAUCAGCUGUCCAUCAAAGAUCUGCUUAUUUGUUUAGUGAUAUUUAUUGAAGCUUCAAAGAAUACAAAGCAGAAAUAAAAAUAAAAUAAAAUACAAAAUACAGAAAAAAGAAUAAAGUUUUUAAGAUAUAACAAAAAAAAAGAAAAAUAAAGAAAAACAUACAAGAUAAAAACAGUUAAAAAAAACACGUUAACUUUCCAUAACAUAUCUUCCUUACACUGGAUUCCCCGGAUCCAGUUCAGUUUGUUAGUUCAGCAAAUCCUUACCAUUAAGCUUUUACCCAUUUGUAAACCUUUUUUCGUAUCUCUUAAAGCAUUACAGCUGGAAACCACUUAGUUUCUAUCCAACAUCCUUCUAAGAUUCAUUAAUUUUACAAUAUUUCUGUAAAUAGUCUUUAAAUUUCUUCCAGUCUUCUUUCACCGACUCUUCUCCCUGGUCUCGGAUUCUGCCAGUCAUCAAAAUCGGGGUAUAAAUGAUAGCAAUGAUAAAAGUUUUACUUGGAGCAGAGCCACUGAAAUUAAUGAACACAGUUAAGUUAAGUUGAUUGAUUUCAACAGGUCUGGUCUGAGUUCAACAUUUUGAAUUCUACCCUUUUCAAUGUAAAAUUCUCAUUCUCCUAUUGAUUGAAACAAGCGGGUUUGUGAUACAGUGUCAUGGGGAACAAUAGCUUGGAUUAUGUAUUUUGGUUCCUAGAGAAGAGAAAAUGGAGCACAGGUUGUAGCAGCACUAAUGAGAAAAACUCUGACAGUGAAAAGAUUUAGGAUGAUCAGUUUCUGUUGCAGCUCUUGGCCUGCUGUUUUCCUUUAAACAGCAGGAGCAGAUCACCUCCUGAAAAUUAUAUCAGUUAAGAUUUGCAGAGGAUUUGAUUUGCAUAAGUAGUGCACCUCAUUUGCAUAACUCACAAAUUAUGCCAUGCAGAUGUGUGGGCUUUUCAUGCCUGUCUUUAAGGAGGACCCAAACCAGCCUUUCAAGAGACAUCUGGAUUUUUCUUCACCACCCACCAAAGCUCAGAAUGCCAGGAAUGUACUGCCUGGCAUUUGAGAUACAAUCUGAAGCGGCAUGGAGGGGCGACAAACUAGUGGAGCAGGGGAGAGUUGAGGCUGGCUCGGUGCUGCCUCUUGGGACACAUGCCCAGCCACACCUCCCACCUUCCAAAUGCAGGGCGGCCAUCAAAAGAUGCAUUGUGCAUUGAGAGGCUUUUUCUCCAAUGAUUUAACAAGAGUACUUUUGAUGUGGUGGAUUGCAUUGGUCUUGUCCCGGGUCUGCUAGGAAGGAUAAACUGCUGGCCUUGGGGCUGCAUGGGCUGGUGGACACAUGGGCUGCUGCUUUGGUGCCCCUUUCCAGAGGAAAUUUUCACUGUGGUCCACAGGUGAGUUGCUCACAGCCUCCUUCUGUAUUUGCCCUUUAGCCUUCUGUGGUAUAACUCUGCAGGAGCCGUCAAUCAGCACAGCAGAAUAAGAUCGAACAGGGUCUGUCAACCUAGCAACCGCUGCUUUGCUCUCGGCACUAUCACCAGUGGUUGAGGGGGUAGAAGCACCCUAUAAACAGGAUGGUGUAUCUAGGCUGCAAGCCUAAUCAAAAUUACCUGGGAGUAAACCCUCAGUGAGUUCAAGAGGAUUUACUUUUGAGCAGGCAUGAUUAGAAUUGUGUUGUUAAUUCAGUUUAUGUCUGCAGUACUGGAUUCUUACAGCUUCCGUCAUGGAAAAUAUGUUGCAUGCUCCAAUUCCAUCUUUCCUACUUCCAGCCAUCAACAGAUCAUAAUCUAGUUUGCAGAUAACUACUGCAUUCUAAUAUCUAUCUAUCUAUCAUUUAUCUCUCUAUCUGAUUUAAUUCCUUUUAUGGCCAACAACUCACAAGCAGAAGAAUCUAGUUUUGUUGUAUUGUGAGAAGAAAUGGUGGUCGAGGAUGAUGCAUGAGAGGUAUUUUUGGGUUUCCCUGUCUCUCUCUCUACAGCAGGCACACUUCUGUAAACCUCUUAAUAUGCUCCUCCCUUGCUUUAGCCCACAUUUUGUCCAAAUGAAAAAAUGCCAACUUCCUGAUCUUUUCUCCAUGAAGAUGAUGUUCUUCUGGUUGUUUUCAUUAACCAUUGGCUGCAUCUUUCCUACAGCUCUACUCUGCAAUAUCCUUAUUUAUAUGGGAUGAACAAACCACAUACAGUAUUCCAUUUGCAGUUACCCUGUAGGUUUAUACAAUGACAUUAUGAUAUGUGCCAUUUUAUUUACCUCUUCUACAUCAUUCCCAACACAGAUUUUCUUGUUUUCAUGGCUGUUAUCUAGGCUGUCAUGGUUGUGUCUUGAUGUGGGUAAACUUAUUUCCGUCCUCCACUUGACUAAGGGAGGUUCACAGUGAUAUACUGAAAAAUCCUUGGGCAGUGAUUUUUGGCCUAGCUUUAAUAAAAGCUGAAUAUGUGAGUAAGAUAAUUAACAGUCCUGAUUGGAGAACAAUAAAGAUACUGGCUUGUACCCAACACCGUGUGUGCAGAGUUCCACUUGUGCAACUGGACUUGCCCCUGCUCUCCCUCUGUGUCUUCAAAAUCUGCUCUUUGUGGAGGGGGGGGGAAGGGUUCCUCCAAUCCCCUGGAGCAGAUUUUGAGGGUGCAUGCAGGGCUGAAAGGGAGAGGAUGGGAAAAUGCUGUUGCUUAAGCAGAAAUCUGCUACACUGGUAGAACAGCACUGGAUAUGCCCCACCAUAUUUUUUUAAUCCCUAUGUAAUGUUUUCUGUAUUGGAUGGAGCAUGGUGUAUGAGUUAAUUAUUUUAAUUUGUGAUUUUGAAUGGAAUUCAGUUGCAGGUACAAUUCAGUGUGCCUUCUUCUGUCUUCUGUUUCCCCUUAAGCAACAGGGAAAGGUUUAGAUUAGAUUAUGGUUCAAAUUAAGACUGGUUCACAUGUCCACAUUCAUCACUCAGUGACUACAGUACUUGGAGCCACUUCUGACCCUGCCUUUAUUAUUAUUAUUAUUAUUAUUAUUAUUAUUAUUAUUAUUAUUUCAUUUAUACCCCAACUUUUCACUUGAUGAAACUCAAGACAGCUGUCAUAUAAAAAUGAGAACUGCUGAAAACAUAGGGGGAAAGCCAUUAAAAACAAUUAGAAAUAAAACUAUCUAUUAUCUCAAUUAAAACCAUACAAAUAAGUACAACAGAAGCAAGCAAGCUCGUGAGCUUUGGCUUUUUCUGAUGCCACUCAAUAGAGCAUCAGAUGCCUGGGUUCAUGUGGCAGGUAUCUAUGGCACAAGUGCAUAGAACCAACCCCUAGCCUUGGAUGUAAGGAAGAAGGCAGGCAGGCAGGCAGGCAGCAGCUGACUGAAGGCGGACUGAGGCUGGUGGGGCACAGUGCCCCAUUUGCCGUAAUGAACCAGCGCCCACUGAUGGAACUUCUGUGUCACCUCAAAAAUAUACUUUUUACGGUAGAGUCCACUCAUACAACCAGCUGCAAAUCAUCAAGCACAAGGGUUAUCAAGUGUAAAGUACCAGAGUGGCGCAGGAUUGUGUGAACCUGCCCUAAGGCUGAUGAUGUCAGUCUGAAGCAGUAGAAUCUACUCCCUCCAUCUUUCCUCCACAGUCACUGCCAGUUUUAAUUGGUAGUAUACUCAAGCAAUGAACAGAGAGCACAAUGCUCUGGGAUUCUCACAAGAAGCUGUCACAAAAUCUUGUUUUGAUUGCAGUGUGACUGACUCCUGAUAGUUGAUACUAACUGUGAAAGUAGUUUCGGUUCAUCUGUCUAAGCAGAAGUAGUUCUUCCUUUAAAAGACUGUUGGGACUAAAAUAAAUAGCUAAGAAAUUGUGGUUAAGAGAAAUUGCUUCAGCCAGCCCUAUUGCAAAUGUUGCACGAGAAAGGGAGAGGAAAGGUCCUAUCCAUUGUGACGGCAAAGGGUUAAUUUAUUUGCUGUCGUCAUCUUGGGUGCAUGGGAGUAAGACUCUUGGGGAGCUCUGCAAUCAGCAAUAUCUUUUUAUCCUGCAUCUCAUCUCAUCUCUGGCUGCAUGUGUUCCCCAGGUGAAGAGGCAUCCUCUUGUUCAUCUGAUCAACCUGUGUGCCUGGCCAGUUGGUCCAGUCUGCAACAGUACACAGCUGAACCCCCAGAAAGAUGGUUCAAAGAGGGGAAGAUGGCAUCAGGUACUGUUGAAACAACAACAACACUUUCUUCUUCCUUCCAGAAGUGUGUGUGUGUGUGUGUGUGUGUGUGUGUGUGUACUUCUGUAUUGCAGUGAAGCCUGGACUGCCUCAGCAGUACUUUCCUGUAAAAUGAGUCUGAAGGACUAGCUCAGAGGUGGCCUGGUUAUGUUUUGAGAAUGGCUAAGGCACAUGGGGACAUAUAUACUAGCACUAGAUGUGUUCUGUUUCAUGGCUAUGUCUAUGUAUGUAACUCUGGCCUGUGUUUAUUGAUGCCUGUUGUGUGUUAGAAUGAUGAGAAAUGCUAUGGCCCUGUGUUAAAUUGCAUUUUAGAGCCAUUUCAUAGUUUACAUGGAAAAUUUGUUUCACUCUGGCUAUACCAGCUUUACCCUAGCAUUUUCCAGAGUAAGCACAUCAAGUGUGAAAGGCAGAUCCACAUCCUUAAAUAUCUGUGGGUGUGUUCUGGGAGUCCUGAUUUGCCACAGCUUUCCAGUAUGUAUUCUCCUGCCUACAGCAGCAAAGCCUGGUUUGUUGUGGGAAAUGCUGGUGUUAUGUUGGUGAAACCCUGACAGAUGUGGUUUACACUCCUCACAUGAACUCUGUUGUAGACAUAGAGCAGUAUUCCAUCCAUUCUGCCUUUUUAAGCGAAGGGACCUAAUUCACUCAUCCUGUAUAAGGCCCUUCGGCACUUGCCAUUUACAGUUUCAUAGGAGCCAAUCCAGUUCUUUCAGAAAAGCUGGGUUUUGCAUUAGAAGAAAAAGCUUUAAUUAUGCUGUUCCAAAAUACUAGCUGAAUAAGGAAACUGCCAUGCGGCAGCAUAACAAAAAAUCCGAAAACCCCCCAGCAACUAUACCACUAUAAAGGAUAAGUGCAGAAAGGCCCUAAUACUUAUCCUUUGGAUUUUGUACUUCUUAGAACUUUGCAAUAUAAGUAAAGGUAAAGGGACCCCUGAUCAUUAGGUCCAGUCGUGACCGACUCUGGGGUUGCGGCGCUCAUCUCGCUUUAUUGGCCGAGGGAGCCGGCGUACAGGUUCCGGGUCAUGUGGCCAGCAUGACUAAGCCACUUCUGGCGAACCAGAGCAGCGCACGGAAACGCCGUUUACCUUCCCACCAGAGCGGUGCCUAUUUAUCUACUUGCACUUUGACAUGCUUUCAAACUGCUAGGUUGGCAGGAGCUGCGACUGAGCAACGGGAGCUCACCCCGUCGCGGGGAUUCGAACCGCCGAUCGGCAAGUCCUAGGCUCUGUGGUUUAACCCACAGCGCCACCCACGUCCCUUGCAAUAUAAACAUUGACUCAAAAAAGUACCAAAAUGCGUAAACAAACGAACACCAUAUUUUAAGGUAAAAUGCAUUUACCUUAAAAUACUGAGAUAAAAUAUUGUUUAAAUAGUGUUGUCAUAUAAAACAUGUACAGUGCUACCUCGCGUUAUGUACCGUCCCUCUUAUGAAUGCUGCGGGUUACGCGCUCCGCUAACCCAGAAAUUGAUGCCCCUUGUUGUGACCUUUGCCCCAGGAUGCGAGCGGAAAUAGCGCUCUGGCAGGGCAGCAGCAGCGGGAGGCACCAUUAGAGAAAGCGUGCCUCAUGUUACGAACAGACUUCCGGAACGGAUUACGCAUGUAACACAAGGUACCACUGUAUUUAAAUAUGAAUUAUUAUUAUUAUUAAAUCACAGAUUAUCGUGGAAAGGGGGCAGAAUCAACUUAUGAUUGAACAAAUGUGCAUAUUGACAUGGAAUGUCCUAGGCAGUUCAGUGUGGCUUGUCAUUUUAUCUUUGAUGCAUCCAGGCCUUUUUCUAGACGGUGGCAUGGGGAUGGCAGGUUAAGUAACUGAACUGGCACUGGUAGGAUGUAGCUUGCUAGCUAUAAUAAUUUACCGGUUUCACGCUCUGCCAUUGGGCCAUUUCAGUUGCUUGGGCAAAUCUCCCAUGCUGUUUUUACCCAGCUGUCAAAAGCAGACAUGAUGGCUCUGCUCUGAAACUCUCCAAAGCAAAGCAAAAAGCCUGCUAAAUGAGCAUCUACAGAGCUAUAUUUCCCCUGCUUGUAGCUGUAAUAUGGUUUACAGUUCCACAUAAAAUCAAUUCACAGUUUGUUUUAGAGACUAGCAAAGCUGACAAUGGAGCGGGACUGUUUAGUGAGCCUACGUAUAAAAACAUGCCAUUGUUUGCAGCCCAUAUUUCCUGGCACACAGAUCAAGUCCUGUCUAACCACUGACAAGACCCAGGUUUUAAACUCCUAUUAGGCUUCCGCAGCUUGGGAAGAGCUUGCUGGCUUUGGGUUUUUUUUAAAAAAAAAACACAUGAGCCUCCAGCAUCAUUAACUUAAUUGCUGCCUAAAUUUCCUGAUUCUAGGAGUUUUAUGACUAUGUGUAAUGAUGUGUGGAGUUGAAUGAGCCUGGCUAGAUUUUUCAGAUUGCAGCAGUUAUAGGAAAUCUCCAUUUCCCCCAGAAAAUUGAUGAGCAAACACUUAUGCAAAUCAACUCUCUUCCUCCAAGGAGUAACUAGGCGGCUCUUUCCCCCACAGGGUUGGUUUCUACAAAAUCCCAGUUGCUGCUCAAAGCAAGAACAGGAAUCCAUGGAGGUUCAGGGAGGCUACUGAGAUAGUGAUCUGCUGUUAUAGAAACAUUUCUGUGGUGCUUGUAGUUAUAAGCAAAGAUCGCAGGAAUCAUUCUCUCGCUCUUGCAUUGGCAUCAUGCUUACUCUUCCAAAUGUGGCCUAUCUUUUCAUUUAUUGAAAACAUUUUAAUCCCCACCUCUGUUCUUUGCUCAAGGUGCCUUACAAGGAGCCUGUCGUAAAAGAUGAAAGAAAAACAAAAACAAGCAAGCAGCCAUUAAAACAAAUAAAAAUAGCAGCAGCAAACAUCACCACUCUCUCUUAGCAGUUCCACAUGGGGCCAUCUUUUGUGCUCAUAGCCUAUCCAGCUUCCAAAAGAUUGCCUAAACCAGCCUCUGUCAUCCUGGUACCCUUUGGACUACAACUCCAAUCAACUCCAGCCAGCGCCGGGUUGAUGUUCGAACCCAUGACCUUGAGCAUGUGACUCUUAAUCUCAGGGUUGUGGGUUCAAACCCCACAUUGGGAAAAAGAUUCCUGCAUUUUAGGGGGUUGGAUUAGGUGAGCCUUGUGCUCCCUUUCAGCUGUACAAUUCUAUGAAUCAGGGUUUUUUAAUGGUCUCAAAACACAUAUUUAAUGGACUUUGUGGAACAGGCAGUACAUAAAUAAAUAAAUGUUAAAAAUAAUAAUUUAUGGUUGCAGUCCUGUACUCAAUGGAAGGACAUCCCAGGGAUAAUAGGACAGAGUGGAACUCCUCAGGCAGAGAAGGAAAUCUGCCCUGGGAAGCCUCACAGUUGCAGAUACAGAAACCAUCAGUGCUCCAUUAGUGGUAACGAAAAAAGUCCACUCAUUCUCCAACACACAGGAAGGGAGGAACUCUGGAGGCAGCUUUCAAAUACAUUGUGGGUUACAUGUGUGGCCUCUUAACAAGUUUUUAACUUUCCUUUUAACAGGUCCAAGUUCUUUCUUAAUUUCAAUAAUUCACAGCCCUCCAUCCACUCCAUCUCCAGAACAUUCAAGGUGGCCAUUCUUUGUGUGUGUGUGUGUGUGUGUGUGUGUGUGUGUUUUAAAGCCAGUUAAAAUAACACAUCGUUUAUCCCCCAGAGCAUUACAACAGUCCAAUCUAAGGGUGCAGCAUCCCAGCCCCUGCUAAGCGAUCACCAAUAUAUUCUGUUUUUAAAAAUAUUCUGUGGGAACUGUUUCCUCCCCACUCAGACCAGAUAGCCUGGCCCAUCAGUAGUAGUCCUUCCUUUCUGACAUCCAUCUGGAUGUACCAGAUCUGUGACUGUCAAAUUCAUGAGCAGAAAAGAUAUGUAAGUCAGGGCUGGAGCCUCUGAGUCCAGUAGCAACACACCUGGUAGGGUGGAGCUGAGGAGCCUGCGUCACUGUUACUUCUGUGAAAAGCACUGCGGGGUGGUGAGGUCAAGCCCACAAGGAUGCACUGGCAGGACCACUGCCACCAGUCUUGCAGUCCCAGCCUUGACACCACCCUGUUCAGGUAAGUGGCCAUAGCGAUGCUGUUUUGAGGGUGGCUCUGUGACUCUUCCCUACCACAUGGGCUGCUCCUGUUUGAGUCAGUGCCAGGAACAAAAGGAAAUGGUGGUGGUCCUUUGGUGAGAGAUUUCCCAUUCGGGGAAGACACUAGCAGAGGACAGGAAAUGUUUGGGUUGUGUGAAAUUUAGGUCCACCCUCCAACUGGAAAGGUCUUUGUAGGGAUAUUGCGGAGUGGGGAGUGGGGUCCGGAGGGAGCACACUUCCCCACCAGCAGGCAGCCACGGUCGGCCUGCACGCGUGACCUUGGGGUGCAGGGAAACCCCCCCCCCAGACAAGCCACAGCUGUCUGUACAUCGUUCCACCCAUGUCUGAGCUUUUGUGGUCUCAGAGUCAGCGGUGUCCUGUCUGUAAGUUUUUCCCUGAGACCUUUUGUCUCCUACGUCAUACACUGUGCAAGGGGAAAAUGACGCUGUGGAACAGGUGCCAAAAUAGCUUUGUACCACACCACGAUUUCGGGACAGAAGAUGUGUAAAGGUCACAGCCCAAAAAGUAUUUGCCUGGCUUGCAUAUUUGUCUCAAUAAAAGGAGGCUCCACAGGAAUGGUGGUAGCUCGCUCGCUCGCUACAGCCCACCUGUGCGCAGCUCCCAUUAUGAUCAAACCCUGUCUUGGGCCUUCACUUCAGUCUUAAGUAGCAAGGCUUGGGAAGACUUCUGUUUGGGACUGCAGAAAAACUGCUGCCACUCAUACUGAAGUCCCUGGGGUAUUAUAUAUUGCUAUAUCCCCUUUCACGAUGCCUGUAGUUUACCAGAUGUGGUCACAUGAGCCCAAUGGUGCACUUGAGGACUUCCCUUCAUGCCCAACAAGCCUCCCCUCUUGUCAUGAGGUGGUGACAGUGGUUACUUGAAAAGUUCCCAGCUCUGAAGGAGGAAGUUGGGAGAGUAAAAAGGAGGGCAUCACUUUUCAUGACUCAAAUCGCUCCUGAUCAGAAAGCAGAGGAACUGAGAGGGUAGGAGGGAAGGGAGAGAGAUCUGGGAGGUGGAGGAAGAAAAUGGAACGGCCAAGUAGGAGAAAGGGGUCAGGUGGGGUGGGGGAAGGGAGAAGAUAUACACUUUCCUUUUGGAAUUGCACAUUUUUUCCACAGUCUUCCCCCUCCCCAUCAAAUCACAGAUCAUAUCUACCUCCAUUGACUGAAGUGUAAGAAUCUGGUGCUUUCUUGUUCUGCUGUGGUGCAAAAUCAUGGAUCUGAGGCACAAGUAUCCCUUCAAAACUACCAUUGACUAGAAGUUUACCUCUGGGCACACAGAUGUUUUCUGCAGUUUGCUGGUGGUUUUGUUGUCAUUCUGUGCUAAAGUCAUGAAACUCAAUAGGAAUCCAUGCCUUGGGUAAAUGGCAAGCAACAGAUGUAUGAUUUAUUUUUAUCAUGUACAGUGAUGGAGUACUUUAAUUUGAUGUGUCUUUUUAGUGAUCUCAUGUAAAAUAAUGCAGAUUCAAUGAUAUGUUUUAAUUCUACUGGAUCUGACUUUUACCCUGCUCUCCUGGAAAAACAAAGUGUGUGUGUGUGUGUGUGUGUGUGUGUGUGUGUGUAUACACUUGAGCUUGUUUCCUGUCUGUCUGUCUGUCACGGUGGGUGGUGAUGUGGCCCCGGGGAGAGAAUCAGCCACAGGGGAAGGUACCCACAACACUCUUUCAACAUUCCAAAUAUGCCCACAAGCCCAGAAAGGUUGGUGGCCUCCUGUAUUAUGCCCUUGCUUUCCCUCUUCUAAAAAAGUUGACAGUGGUCCUUCUGCCUACAUGGUGACUUGUCAGGUAACCCCAGGGAACUGGAUCCAGGAAGUCAGUCUGCACAAAUAGGAGAGGGCACUCUGGAAACUGAGUCCGUGUCACUGGCUGUAGGGGAAGGGUUCCCAAAUGGUAAGUGUUUGUCUAAUUGCUGCCUUUUGUUUUUAACACCUGUAACUAAUGAGCCAGCCCUCGAGAUCAUUUCUCUGGAGGAGAUAAUGGCGUAGUUUGCAUUGCAUGACUUAUUAGCAAUGCAGAAGAUUAAGAAGGAAAGGGAACAGAGUUUAUAGCAGGCCAGUGUCUGUAAUUCCAGGUGUCAAUGCAGAAGACAGUAUGAAUGGGACAGUGAUGCUCUAUUGUCUGCCCUGUACCACCCAACAUCUUUCCAGGGGCUAACAGCAUCCAUAGAUGGUGCAUAAUUCCAUUUAGGUUUAAAGGGACACAUUUCACUUACUGUAAUUAUAACAAAAACAACACAAAGGUUCCACUCUCAGACAUAUCCUCAGAUAACCACCAAUUCCCAUGUGAUAACUUAUUAUGAAUUGGGUGUAAAUUAUUAUUUUUUGCAACAACAUCUAAAUGAAUAUUCAUUGAAAAUGCUGCAUGAAUCCUGAUGUGGGGUAUUUAUGAAUGGGGAAGGUGAGCCAGAAGCUGCCAGGCACUCUUUUGGAAUUCAGGAUUUCAGUGAGGGUAAAACCACUUACUUUAGUUGCUGGCACUUUAACUGGUGGCGGUUUUUGUAGAAAGAUGGAGUAACAAAGAAGUCUGGCUGGUCUCAACAAGACGGAUAGUGAUUCUCUUGGGGAACAUAGCCAAGGUGACCCUUUGCCAUUCAGAGUAUGUUAGACUGGACCUGGCAAACAUGUUGUUGCUGUGAGUUGAGUUGACUUGCCUGUCCUACAACCCAGGAAGCAUUUCAAGAAACAGCAUCUUCCACAAGUGAAUUAAACUGAAUGCUUUAGUUCCAGUGAGUUCCAGUGAAAGAUCGGGAGGAACAGUGCAAUGUAAGCCCUGCCAGAUCACCUCUCCUGACCUAUCCUGAAGCCACAUUGGCUGUUCCAGUGCUGAGCAUCUCAGUUGACUCCUGUUUUUCCCCCUGAAGACACCUGCUAUUUGAGAUGGGGAGCUUGUCUCCAAAAGCUGUAAACCCACCAGUCUAAUCUGUGGAAUCUAACAAGGUGUGAUGGGGAUUUUGAUUACAUAUCUAUAGAUGAUUGAUCGAAACAUUCAAUCCCCCUUGAUGCUCACUAAUGCUCACAAUUAGGCUAAAGUAGAGCUGGUCCAUGCAGAAUGCUGGACAAAGGUAUUUAGUGUUUUAUCUUCUUUAAUUGCCUAUCUCUCUUUCUCUCUCUUUUUAAUUUUAAAGAGAUUGCCCUCUCAUUUUCUGUCAAGAGUCGUUCGGGACAGGGUCCCAUUCCCCAGCUGCAGGAGACAGCCAGAAAGAAGCUGUGGGCCUUAGAAAAUGACGACAAAGAUGUCUGUGCUCUUUUCAAGGUAAAGUUGUUGCCGUUACUUCUUAAGCACCCCAUGGGUAGCAAAUUAGGAAUCUGUCCUAUGUCAAGUCAGGCCAUUGUGCCAUCUUGCUCAGUAUUGUCUACUCUGAUAUCAGCAGCUUUCCCAUGAUCUCAAACUGAAGGGUCCUUCCCAUGUCUGGUGUUUGAGAUCUUUUAAAUUGAAAAUACCAAGGAUUUUCACCUAGAAUCUUCUGUGAGCAAAACAUCUGCUCUAGUACUGAGCUAUGCUUUUGUUUAUGCCUGCAUAAAGCAGUCAGAGGUGAAUUGCCAGCUUUUAUUAUCCCUGCCACGCCUGUCACUGUAACUAGGUGACAAUGUGACGGCAUUGAGUGUUGCCAUCACGCUGUCAACAAAGCUCUUGGAUCUGUAGUUGCAAAAAGAACAAUCAGUCCCCCGCCUGGGCAACAUAUAGCUCAGUAUGGUUAGAAUGAUCCUAUAAAAGGAAAAGGUUUGGAGCCCACAGAUUCCCUUUAUCCCUUCAAUCCCACUCAUAGUCAUAUUCAUAAUUAUUUUCGUAUUCACAUCUGUGUAACUAUCCCUGCUCCAAAGUGACUGGACACUUCACGUUUUUAUAACUACAAAACUUGCCACUCAAAUAAGGUUGACAAAUGUACCCAAGAAAUGUUGUAUGUUUUUUUAUCAUUCAUUCAUGGAUUUUUUUAAUGCUUAUUUCUUUCCUUCUUUUAUUCCUCCUUUUUUGGUUUCUUCUUGUUGUUGUUCUUGUUGAUAACUAUAAUAAUACAAUAUCUCAAUCAGAAAUAUUUCAUUUUGCUGUUUAUUUUCCAAAUUGAGAUUAUAUAAAUGCCACACAUUUUCAAAUUAUUAAAAUUGAAUGAAAAGUUAUUUAAAACUCAGAAAGCUUUUUUUAAAUUAAAAAAUCCCCACCAUUUUUUAAAUUCCCCACCAUUUUUAAAUUCCUCUGCACAUUAUUUGCAAUACCAUCUUUAUUCAAAAGAGCUCAGGGCAGUAAACACCCAAUUUCUGCUUUAAAACCUUCAAGGAAGGAGAGUCCACAACCUCCCGAGGGAGACCGUUCCACUGUCAAACAGUUCUUACUGUCACAAAGUUAUUUGUGACAUUUAGUUGGAAUCUCCUUUCUUGUAACUUGAAGCCAUUGGUUUGAGUCCUAUCCUCCAGAGCAGGAGAAAACAAGUUUGCUCUAUCUUACAUGUGACAGCCCUUGAUAUAUUUGAAGUUGGUGAUCAUAUCUCCUCUCAGUCACCUCUUCUCCAGGCUAAACAUGCCCAGCUCCCUAAACCGUUCCUCAUAGGCUUGGUUUCCAGACCCUUGAUCAUCUUGGUUGCCCUCCUCUGUACAUGUUCCAGCUUGUCAAGGUCCUUCUUGAAUUGUGGUGCCCAGAACUGGACACAGUAUUCCAGGUGACACUAUACUUCUGCUGAUGCAGCCUAGAAUAGCAUCAACUUCUUUUUACUGCUUCAUCACACUGUUGGCUCAUGUCAAUAGCUAAUCUUCCUCUAUGUAGGGCAGGGUUGUAUUGUCUUUCUGUAGUCAUGACCCUUAAUCUACAAUCCAAAUUUCAAAUGCCAUUGUUGGAAGAAGAAGAAGAAGAAGAAGAAGAAGAAGAAGAAGAAACACAGAAUAUAGCACAUGUUCAUUCACAACAAAAUUCCCAUGGUCUUUCCUGCUUUCCUUUUUUGCAGGAGCUGUCAGCCCGGCUGGUUUGUAUCCAGGCACAGGACAGUCGCUUUCUACUCUCUUUCAGGACCAUUGAAGAAAUCUGGAAGUUUUCAACAUACUUAGCACUCGGUAGAUCACAUGGAACUGAGGGGAGACUGGCUUUCCACCAGGAGAGCUUGAGGGUGGGAUGUGGGGAUCAUUAUAUAAGUUGCUGUGGGCAGGACUAGACUCUUAAGAUAUGAGAGAAAGAAAGCUUCUGCCUCUGUGUCUCUUUUCAGUAUUUAUAUUGAAAAAGGUCCAGUUUCACACACUGCUCUCCCUUUCCAACAAGGCAAGGCUGGGGUGGAAUAAAAUCCACUCUGAUGAUACCAUGGCUCAUAGUGUCAAAUGAGACACUAUAAGGAAGAGAGAAAGAGAAAGAAACAAGGCUGAAGUGGUUUCAUCUCCAUAUAUAAGAGGCAGUUUCAACCCUAGAAAGGUUGUAAAAGAUCCAUGCAUAGCGAAGAGCUGGAAGGGAGGAUCAGACAAGGGCACAUGGGUCAAAAUUAUGAUGUUGUAAGCAUAGGAAAGUGAAAUUAAUUUGUUGAUUAGCUAAUUGAUUGGUUAUCAAACAAGAGAGAAGGGGGUGGCAGUGAGAAAAGGAUGCACACACUUCAUUUGCCUGUGGCCCCAGACACUACUGGGUUUGGCCCUCCCCACCCCAACAGGCAGCCUUUGACAAAUUAUCCCUAAUGGAGUGUGGCCCUUGACAGAAAAACAUUCCCUUCUUCUACGUUAUAGGAUUUUUAAAAAAAGCUUAUUGUGCUUUAAAGUUUUUGUUUUGUGGUUUUAUUAUUGGCUUAUUUGAUUUUUAACUACUUCUGAAACUUCCUGCUGAGGGACGGCUUGUGUAAGUUUGAGAAAUAAAUAGAACGUUUUCAGUUUGGCCCUGAGGCUGUGUGGCGUGGGCCUGAAGAAUGACCGACAUUCUGUGUCAAAUGUUCUACCUGAGAAAACCACUGCUGCAUGUUUGCUCUUGGAAGCCACAUGAUACGUUUGCAUUCUUCCUUUUUUAUUGUGGAUCAGGCUAUGUGGGCUGCUGUUUGGAGCAUCUUCUCUUCACCCCUGAGUACUGGCUGAACUGUGCUCUGGUGGAGGACACCGAGAUAACUGUUGCUCUAGACGAGGAUCACAUGGCCACCAUGUACUUAGGUCUUCUGCUUCAGGAAGGUGAGAAAUAUGGAGCCAGUCUUACAGCUCCUCUCCAAUUAUCCCUUUAGGAGUAUGUUUUGGAUCCAUAAUACUGCAUAUCCAUAAGGUGGGCCCUUAAGUGGGUUGCUCUGGACUCCUAUUGGCAGGAGAGAGAAGGCCAGAGUGGGACCAUGCAGGUGUGCAGUAGGUAGAUUUUGGAAAAGGGUCCUACCUGCCUCAAACCCCAAAAUCUGGUUCUGGUGAGAGGAAUAGUCCCCAGCAAAAGUGUACAAUAGACAGGUACUAUUUACUUAGAUCCUAUAAUGUAAAGUUCUCUGGGUGGCUUACAGUAAAUAAUACAUGAGAUAAUAUAUAAAACCAUAAUAUUACAGAAAAAGUAAAAUUUAAAAAGCUACCAAAAAAUUGCCUACUCCCCAAUUAAAACACAGAUAUACAAACUGAGAAAGACCCAGAUUAUCUAAAUUAUUUAAAAUGUUGUAGUGACCAGGAAGGCUUUACCUAUCUCCGAAAACACCACGAAGAUGAGGACAAGCUUUUCCAUAUGUAACAGGGGCACCAACCCUGACCAAAGACUAUCAGAAAGGAAGUUCACUGUGAGCAAAUCACUUCAUUUAGUCAACACGAGGAGCCCAAAAUCGUUCUGCACAAAAUUCUUUUUGACGCAAACAUGAGGUCAGGGAGCAACUGGAUCCUGAGAUAAUGCACUGAACAAUUUUCUGCCUCAGAGCCCACAUCCCAACCUCCAAAUGGUUGCUUCAGAGAGGAGAUUUCAGAAUAAGGCAUGGUUCUGAACUGCUGGGCACCCUCUUGCCCUCAUAAGUGGUCAUUGCAGGAGAGGGAUUUUCCCACAGAAUUUUCACUGGUAUCAUGCUUGUUAUUUUUGUUACCCACCUUUCUCUAAGGUGGGUAAGACCCAAGGCAAGUUACAAAUCAGUACAACGAAAACAAAACCAGUAAAACACAAAUGCAGCUAUGUAGCCAAUGCCCAUAAAGCACUACAGUUUGAAAUAGCUUUAAACUUGGACUUCCAAAAGAGAAAAGUCCUCACGAUUUUGUGCAAGGGAAUAGAGAGAUUGGACCAAACAAGGUCUCUGAGGUGGGAAUUCCACAAUUGUGACACCAUGACAGAAAAAGCCUGGCUUGCUGUGGUUUCCAAGCUGAAGUUUGAAGGUAGUAACACAUGGAGCAGGGCUUCCAAGCUGUUUAUAGGACACUAAUCCUGACCGUUAUCAAUUCUUCUUUCAUCUGCAGGAAACUUCUUUGCCAGGGUCGUGGUUGGUGUCCUGACAGAUGAAGAAGGGGAGGAUUUGAAGCUCUCAAAAAAUGAGCUUGUCCAUGUGAAAGACAUUGGGCAUGACACCAAAUGGGAAGGGACAUCUCUGUUGAAUGACCAAAGGGGCCUGGUCCCUGUCACAGCCAUGGAACCAUUGCCCCAUCCUUUUUACCAGUAAGUAGAGUGGCUGUGGCAAUCUAUACACAGGGCCGACAUUGUGAGUCAUUGUGGCCGUAACCUGGGUUCACUCAGAGUAAAACGCUCAGAAUGAAAACAUUCUUAUCUCUGAGGGUAAAAUGGGCUGCUAUUAAUAUACCUGCCCUCUGUAAAUACAUCCUGAGAUCAGUUUUAUUGGCAAUUAUGUUAUGAAAGGUUAGUGUGCACCAUCUCCCACCCCCAAAUGUGAAGCAAAGAGUACAGUCGUACCUUGGAAGUCGAACAGAAUCCGUUCCAGAAGUCCAUUCGACUUCCAAAAUGUUCGGAAACCAAAGUGUGGCUUCUGAUUGGCUGCAGGAAGCUCCUGCAGCCAACCAGAAGCCGUGGAAUCCCCGUUGGACGUUUGGGUUCCAAAGAACGUUCCCAAACCGGAACACUCACUUCUGAGUUUGCGGCAUUCAGGAGCCAAAAUGUCCGAAUACCAAGGCAUUCGGGAUCCAAGGUACGACUGUACUCUGAAAGAAAUAGAGUGUUCAUUCACAGCUCUUCAUAUCCAUAGGUGGUUCCUGAAGAACUAUCCAAUGAGCUGUGGUAUCUCCAAACAAAUCAGCGGACCUGGCUCUUUGCAGAUUGGUGAGGACAAUCUCAUUGGGGGUAAAUUGUAGAUAACUGACUUAAGACUGAUCCAUUGUGUACUUCUCUCUUUAUUUGAAGUGGGGGUGGGAUUGCAGGAUUUUUAGAAUGUCUUAGAUUUGAACAGUACAUAGUAUGCAUUUUUUAAUCAUUUGUUUAAAUUAGAAGCGGAAACACCAGCUAAAUUAGCUUCAUUUGCCCUCAGUGACAUCAAAUCUAAUUGGCUAGAAUAGUGUCAUGACAUCAUUACAUUUACUAUGUGAUGUACCUAAUUGACUGAAACCACACUAUGAAAAAGGAAGCACCUAACAGGUUGGGGUACUGCCAAAGCAACAGAUGAGGGGGCGGUGAUGGCAAAUUGACACAAAAAAUGCGAACAUUCGCAAUAGUAGUGAUUAUCCCCUACCUUCACUCCAAAUGCUUUCACGCUGAAAGCUGAAAUAGGCAAACAUUUUACCCAAGCUUCUUUCUUUCUUCUGUCUUCAUUUUAAGGGGGGCUGUAUUAAGAAGAAUAAGCUGUGGUUUCAGGUGAAACCCAAGUGACAGGACAAAACACAAAUGUUAUGGGACACAAAGGGACCUUGUUUCCACAUUCAACCCAUAAGCAUGCCCUUCUCUGCCACUGGUCACUGUUUGUAAGACAGAAUGGUUCAAUUGUUCAGCCUGCUGAAGUGAGGGACAUUUUUGUUUUAUUUCUUAGGCCAAGGGAGGUGCACAACUACAGAAGAUCACAGAGGGAAAGGAUGGGACGAGCUGAGCUUCUGCAAAGGGGACACCAUAGAGGUCACUGGCUUUCUCAUUCCAGGCCUCCAGUGGUUUAUAGGGAAAUCCACAACCAGCGGUGCAGUAGGCUUUGUCCAAACCAGAUGUGUGCUUCCUGAGACUUGUGAGCCAAUGUAAGUGUGAGAUACCCACAGAGGGAGGAAAACACACUUGUGGCCUGGGAUAAAGACACAAUUGGUGUUUAUUGCAUAAAUGCUGAAAUCAAGUUUGGGAUCUUUUUCUGUGUAGGGUGAGGUGUGAGGGGACUGUGGAUAGGAGACAGGAAAAAUGUUGUUGCUCAAGAUUCCUUUUUUUUUUUCUGGCUUAAGAAAACAUCUCAAGGCAUGUGAUCAAAAUCAUAACAGAAAUUAUUUGUGAGUUGAAUAUGAGUUUGUUAAAUGGAGAUGUUUAAAGAUAUGCCUUGCCUCAGGCACAAAGCAACUCAAGCAGUACAGUUCUAUGGGUGAUCACUACCUGGUGGGAAGUUAAUCUCGGAACAAAUCAAGGGGCCUUGUCAACACACAGAGGAAGUACAAAGAUAAGAGUAUCUGUUUACUUUUGCUUGACAGUUCACAUUUUCAAAUAUUUUGGAGUUCUUGCGUCCUGUUUCUCCACAAAGUGACUUGAAGAACCCGGUGUUCAUUUUCUUUACUUUUGGAAAUUAUUUGUAAUUAUUUCUCCCCCCACCAAAUGCUAAAUGGUCCCCUGCAGUAAUUGAUUUAAGCUUCAAGUGUUUGCUUGCAUCUGUGAGGACCAGAUCUUUUUAAAAAUGAGACUGGAGAUUUAAAAUAUAUAAUUUCAGGUGAUGAGAAAAUAGGCUUUUGAGACAAAAGCACCACAGCUUAUGCCUCUUUCAGGUUUCUGUGAGGCAUGUCAUUAAGAAAUGUUGGCACAACUUGUAUCUUAUCUCUUGCUCUGAAUUUCAGUUAACUGAUAACAUUCUUCAGUAUGUAGAAAUUGGCUUGAUAUGGCAGCAGUGAGGGAAGAGCAGGGGGGGGGCAGUUGCUCCAGUCCAGUAGCUCUGAUGUUCACAUGUGAGUUCUGAAGCUUACAGAAUAUUCCAAAUGAUGCCCGUUUCACUUUAACAUUGGGGAAAGCUCUCUGUGUGCAUUGUGCAUGGUGCUUGUCCUGACACAGAAAAGAAUGGGGGAGUUUCUGUUCAUGUGGAGGUGCAUCAUAGAACUCCAGCUCAUAGCUGAUGGGUUUAUUGUAGGAACAACCUUGUUUCAGAGCAAGUAGAUAAUUAUAUUCAGAUCCGUGGAUGAAUAUUCAGAAAAUACUUCGGUCACAUGUAAGAACAGCUAGAAAAGGAAUGUGUACAGUGGUGCCCCGCAAGACGAAUGCCUCGCAAGACGAAAAACUCGCUAGACGAAAGGGUUUUCCGUUUUUUGAGUCGUUCCGCAAGACGAAUUUCCCUAUGGGCUUGCUUCACAAGACGAAACGUCUUGCGAGUUCUUGCGAGUUUGUUUCCUUUUUCUUAAAGCCGCUAAGCCGUUAAUAGCCGCUAAGCCACUAAGCCGUUAAUAGCCGCUAAGCCGCUAAUAGCCGCUAAGCCGCUAAUAGCCGUGCUUCGCAAGACGAAAAAACCGCAAGACGAAGAGACUCGCAGAACGGAUUAAUUUCGUCUUGCGAGGCACCACUGUACAUGGUAGUCCUUCGUCUAUGCAGAAGUAAGUCCUGUAGAUUUCUGUGUGGCUUACUCUGAGGUAAGUGAGUAUAGGAUUGCAACUGUAGUUUAAGGAAAUCCUGGGUUUUUAAAGAGGGUUUGAUAAGGCUUUCAAAAGUGGUUAUGGUUUGGUGAAUAUUACACUAAUGUAUAGUAGUUGGUCUUGGUCCCAAAGAUAUUCUCAAGCAAUCAUCUGGUGUCAGGUGCAUUUUGGGUAAUAGAAGAGAAGCACAAAGUAGAGAAAGAUGGUAGCCUUUAAUUGCAGAACUACUGUGUGUGCAACUUGCAAGCUUAUGAGAAUAAAGAGUCACCAAUUGAAGGGACAGAGCAAAACAGACAGCUUACAUGACAGGGUGGGGAAGCUUAGUUGGUCAUUAGCACUACUUUAAAGUCAAUUCAAUCAAUUUCAGGUAGUUUAUCUUCUGGUCAGAGGACUAUAAAUGUUAAUACCUCUGGGACAUCUACUUUCAGUGAAGGCUUAACUAGCACAUGUGUGGCAGCAUGAGGCUGGAUUUCUAGUGGCAGGAUUUGUCCAGGUGCUCUGAUUAAGGUAUUGUAUCACUGCAAGUAAUGGGUUUGAAAACUAUGGUCCAAGCAAAAGUUAGAAUUAAAACAAACAAACAGGAUGCCUCUGAGCAUGUUCUGAGCCUAGGAAUUUGUUUUCCACGAUGAGAACUGAACUAAACAUCAUUCUCUUGCUUAGCUUUCUUCCUUUCAGGAGCCUAAUGUAGGUAGGAAACAGCAAUCUGUGGUUGCUGCUGCAGCUGAACCUUUGGGAACUGGAAACCCCUGCAAAUCUAGUGCAAAUUGCUGGAGUGAACUACCAGUAGAUUUCAACCUACCUUCUACUCACCCUCAGCCUAAAAGCUUGCAAAGUAGAUGUCAGGUGUGCUUCCUUAAGGAAGUCAUUCCAAAGCUGUGGUGCCCCUAUUGAAAAAAGCUGUCUCCUGACAGUUAUUGCAUAUAUCACAUACAAAUGUUAUUCAUGCAGGAAGUUAGAAGACAAAUGAAACGUAUAUCCUAACCAAUUCAGGUACAUUUGAGCUUUGUAUGUAUGCAUGUAGAGUUGUGUGUGAAAUUGUGGUGGCCACAAGAUGUCACUGUUAAUCUUCCUCAAGAUUUUCAGUUUGCGAUGCUCUGGAAAGAUUUUUCCUUGGAGUGAUACUUUCCUUCUACUGUAAGUGGAUGAUGAAUGCCAUAACUACAUAUCAUGCUUCAUAACAAUGCAAAGGGGGUUACUCUCAGGUAUAGGAUUGCAGCCUAUAACAUUGAAACUUGAGUCUGCAAUCCCACAAUGACCUCAGAAUAAUCCCCAUUGAACUCAUAAACCAAUACUCAGACUUACCUCUGAUUAACCAUGUCUAGGAUAAUACUUUACAUCUCCUUUCUUCAUCAAAAUAAGACUGCUGAUGGAAUAAUGUUUCAUUAGUUAUCUUAAUACAAUAAUUAACUAAUUUAAAAUAAAAUAAAUACUAUUUGUCAUAGUUUAGGUGCUGUUCUGCUGGCAGUAAUAGCAUUUAACAUUUUAGUUUUUUAAAAAAUCUGUUUUGGAAAAUCAUUGUAUUCCCCCCGCCCCGCCCAAAAAAAUUUAUUCAUUUUAUAACACAACUAAACAACACAAACAGAAAAAACAAACAAUACAAACAAAUUAUUGUUUUAGCCUUAUUUUUUCUAAACAUUGUUAGGUGGGCUUCCCCAAGUCCCGCCCCCAUCUGAUUUUCAUUUUACCUCAUCUUUAGCAAUUUACAUAUAUCACAAUUUUUAACCUUUUUUUUUAAUCACACUUACUUUUACCAUCAAAAUCUUCACAUUUUAUCACUUACAAAUAAUACUAUUUUAAAAUACACCAUCUUCUACUUCUAACUCUACAGCCUAUAUUCACUUCCAAAGCUAUUCUAAGAUUUAAAUAUUAACAUAUUUUUUCAGAUAUUCUUUAAACUUCUUCCAAUCUUCUUCCACUGUCUCUUCUCUCUGGUCUCGGAGUCUCCCAGUCAGUUUGGCAAGUUCCAUAUAGUCCAUCAUCUUCAUCUGCCAUUCUUCAAUAGUUGGUAAAUCUUGUUUCUUCCAAUUCUUUGCUAGUAAUAUUCUCACAGCUGUUGUGGCAUACAGAAAAAAAGUAACAUCCUUUUUGGGGAUUUCACCCCCCACUAUACCAAGUAAAAAGGCUUCUGGUUUCUUAAUAAAUGUGUUUUUCAACACUUUUUUCAGUUCAUUAUAAAUCCUUUCCCAGAAGUCUUUUACCUUGGGGCACAUCCACCACAUGUGGUAAAAGGUUCCUUCUUUUUCCUUACAUUUCCAGCAUUUAUUAUCAUGAGUAUGAUACAUUUUUGCUAACUUCACUGGUGUUAAGUACUAUCUGUACAUCAUUUUCAUCAAAUUUUCUCUUAAUACAUUACAUGCUCUAAAUUUAAUUCCUUUUUUCCACAAUUUCUCCCAAUCCAACAUCAUAAUAUUGUGCACCACAUCCCUAGCCCAUUCAGUCAUUACAGAUUUCACUUGUUCCUCUUUCGUAUGCCAUUCCAGCAAUAAAUUAUACAUCUUGGAUAGGUUUUUCGUUUUUGUAUCUAAUAAUUCCAUUUCCAGUUUGGAUUUUUCUGUUUGAAAACCAAUUUCCUUAUCCAUUUUAAACACUUCAUUUUUCUGGAUGUACUGGAACCAAUCAUCUAAUUUAUCUUUUAACUGGUUAUAAAAUUUUAAUCUAAAUUGGUCCCCUACUUCCAUCAAAAUAUCAUUAUACUUCAACCACUUGGUUUUCAUAUUCAACCUUUUAUAGGUCUUAGUUUCCAAUGGUGAUAUCCACCUGAGAGUUUUCCUUUCUAACAAAUCAUUAUAUCUUAUUCAAACAUUGUACAAAGAUUUUCUAAUUAUAUGAUUUUUAAAUCCUCUGUGAGCCUUUAUCUUCUAAUACAAUAAAUAUGCAUGCCAUCCAAAUACAUUAUCAGAACCUUCCAAAUCUAAAACAUCUGUAUCUUCCAGCAAAAACCAUUCUUUCAACCAGCAAAAGGCUGCUGCUUCAAAGUAAAUCCUUAAAUCUGGCAGGGAGAAACUCCCUGUCUCUUUCACAUCUGUUAAUAACUUGAACUUAAUUCUGGGUUUCCCCCCCUGCCAGAUAAAUUUAGACAAUACCUUUUGCCAUUCCUUAAAACAAUUCAACUUGUCAAUAAUAGGAAGUGGAAAAUCAUUGUAAGCAUACCAUGGUGGGUUCCUGUCAGGGGUGAACUUGCUUGCAGUGCUGAGUGAGAAUUUGAACCCUAGUUUCCCCAAGUCCCAAUUUAGCCAUGCUGUACAUAAUAUAGAACAUUUUUCUUCACUGUUUGCCUCACAACUUGUUUCCAGCAGGUUGGUGGGAAAAACCCAGUUAUCUUGCUAGAGAUUCCCCCCCCCCCCCCGAUAUUCAGAUCUGCUCUCUUAGCUUUGGGUAAAGUAGAUUUUCCUUGGAAUGCAGUGCCUUCACCACAUCUAAAACUUUGGUGCUCAGCUUCAGCUUUACUGCAAGGAAUAGUUAAGGAGUGGAAAUAUUACACAUUCCUUGGAAAUGACGCCAGUUUUUGUCUCUUAGCAGAGGCAAAGAGAGAGAUUAGGAUGGGGUGUAGCGCUGACUUGCUGUUACCCAUGUUUUAUCCCCAACACAGGCAAAAGAAUCCAGUAUUUUUUAGCGAAGAAGAAGUCGCUUCCAUUCUGCAGGUUCCAUCCAACGGCAAUGAGACGCAUUACAGUAAUCUUCUGGGUGAAUGGGCACAAACAGACAUCACUUCUGUGUACAGGCUUGGUGAGUAUCCACUCCUCCCUAAUACAGCCCUUUGUCUAAUAGCAAAAUGCUGUACUACCUGUCAUUCCCAACUUUUGCCAUUUCCCUCCAACUGUUCACUCCAUUCAUGUUUUGAAUCACCAUCAUCAAUUACUGUUGGAUAUUAGUGAGCCAUCAUAUUCUUAAAUAGCUGGUCAAACGAUAUAAAUGAAAGAGAUAGCACUACUUUUAUCAAAAUUUAAAACCAGAUUUUGUCGGCAUUUUCCUUUUGGAAAAUUAACUUUUCUAAUUCAGAAUGGACAACAAGCUCUCCUUUCACCCAAGGGGUCAUAGUGCUUCUGAGUGCCUCCUACGCCAGUCUUCUCCCCUUCGAGCACAUCUCCCAAGUUCAGGCUAAAUGUGUUGUGAGACAAAGACAGUGAAAGCCUUUGGUUUUAGUGCAGUAUUUGAGGUGCAGCCUUCUUGCUUCCCAUGAUCUCAUUCUGCAUAUUUCCCACCCUUUUUCUGGGUCCCACAGAUGGCUUUGAACCUGUGGCAAUGUACCCAAGAAUGCCAUCAGGUGAGUAUGGAUGAAGGGGAAAGUGGGUGCUGUUUUUCCUGAAAUGUAUCUUCGUGAGGGGAAGCAUUUCCUUGUGGCUUAUCUCUCUCUUUCAGAUGCAGUUGUUCAGGGACUUAAGGAUGGCUGGAUGUUUGAGAGCUGGGGGAAGCAGGCUAGCAAUAGCUUGCCCACUCCUAGUGGUUCUGAAAAGUCCAGUCCUGUUGGUGACUCUUCACCUUCUACCCUGGAACACUUACUUCUGCCAGAACCAGAUGAUCUUGAUGACCCCAAGUUCUUUAUUGACCUGAACGCUGGACACAUGGAGGACUCUGAUGUUUUUGACCCUAUAUUGACUUUCCUCAACCAAGAUGGCUAUGUGCCCCAUUUCCAAAGUCUCUAUGACCUCUCUUUUUCCUUCCUCAGUUCCACCUUCUAUGGCUUCUCCAGUGAGGAAGAGCUAGUCCUAUACCUAGAGACAUCCAGGAACUGGGCCAAGAGAGGUCACCUUGCUUGGGCUCACAUCCGGAUAUGCUUUCUCUUGGGCCGCCUCUGCACCAAGAAGGCCAAGUUCUCUCAGGCUCGAGUGUAUUUUGAGGAAGCCAUGAGUGCUAUUGACAGAGGUUUUGACGACCUGCCCCUGCUUGCCUCGCUGCACACGAACCUUGCUGCCAUUUACCUGAAGCAGAAGAUGAAGCAGAAGUUCUUGUCCGUGCUUGGGAAAGGGGUGGCCCUUCUGGCCUGCCUGCCUGGACACUGCUUCUGUUCUGAGAAUGAGCUUGAGGUCAUGAUGUACAUUCUGAGAGAAGCCAUUGCCAUGGGCAACAUUGCUUUGGAAGCUCGGGCCUGCCUUCUUGUGGUCAGGCUCUUCUUGCAGCUGGGCAAGUAUGACGAAGUCCUGCCUUUCUCCGAACGCUUGCAGUUCCUGUGCUCCAGUGUCUCUAGCCAGGACUCCAGUGCACCCUCUUUGGACCUGAUGCCUCUCCUGACCUACCUCUAUGAGAAGAAGUGCUUGCCGCAUGUUGCCUUGGCAUCUGCCAGGCUUUCCCCUCCCAGCCCUGUGAAAGGGGCACCAACACCCAUUUGGAGAGCUGGAUUCAUCCUUUCAAAUGCUUCUAAGCUCCUGGUGAUCCAAGACAGGAGAAGCAGAAGCAGCGUCCCCGCUUUGGCUUGCCUCUACCUGAGCUGUGCCUUGGCCUUCUCCCACGAAAACGGAGCUGUGCCCACGGAGAGAGCCCUUUGUGCAGUGUUAUCCAAAAUGUACCUCAAGCAUGGCAUGUUACAAGGAGCCGUUCAUUAUUCGAACAGGGCUGUUGCCCUUGGCAAAGUGAUGGGCGAGGAGGAAGCUUUUGAGUCCUCCCUUUCUUUGGGGUGGGUGUACGCUUUGAGCAGCCAGCCAGAAAAAGCAUCGGAGAUCAUGUUGCGCCUCCUGCGUUCUCUGCGACAGACAGACAGCAUCACGCAAGACGGGGUUGUCCACAACCUUCUGGCCAUUGCCCUUAAAGGAGAAGGGCAGGUGCAGAAGUCAGCAGAGAACUACCUGAGGGCCUUAAACAAAGCCCAGGAGACUGGCAACAGGCGGAACCAAGCCAUUGCCUUAUCCAACUUUGGGUGCCUGGCUGUCUCUUGCCAGGCAAGCCACCUAGCGGAAUGCUACUUUCUCCAGGCUGUUAGGUUGUAUUUUGAACUACAGGGUGGAGAUGAUGCACAGCUGGAGCUGGUGCAGAUUCUGCUGUGGUUGGCCCAGUGCCAGGUGGAGAUGCAUAAGACAGAUGAGAGCAAACUGUUUCAUGAACUCGCCUUGGCCAUUGCCUUGAACACAAGCAACAUUAUGAGUGAGUAGCUAGCCUAUUGGGACGUGGGUUGAGGGGGAAAAUGGAGGGUGUUAUUUGCUUUUUCCUUGACCUUAUUUUUGUUGGGAUGUUUAGGGAGGCAGGAGAGGAUAGAUUAUUUAAUGAUAUCCUUCCUAACUUGCACUAGCAAGUUCCAUAUCCUAGCAGAGUUCCAAACAUCCCCCUUUUAAAAUUACACAGUGGUUAGCUUGUUGCUGGAUCGUCUAAGCCUCACUACUUAAGAUUCCUGGUUUCCCUUUUUAUAUCCCUCCUAAAAGAAUAGACACGACCAUCUGAUUAAACUUAACAUAAAACUAGUUUACUUACAAUCAUCCAGUUCACAAUAAGAUCCCUGAAGGCAGACUUAAUUUACAGAACAACAUAUAACUAUGUGAACUAUCCCAUAAGGGAAAUAGUCUCAAGUGACUGCGACUCAGCAGUCACAUCUCCUAACUCUUAGGAAACCAAAAUGGAGAACAAGAAGAGCAGAACAUGGAGGCCGUGUGCUCCUCUGUCCAAGAACAGGCCACACCCACAUUAAGUCACAUGCAAAGGAAGUCUGUCCCAGCUCAGGAGGAACUGGCAAGUUUUCUCCUGAGUGAUACAAAGCAUUCCCCAGCAUGUGCAUUGUAGGAAUGUUGUAUUUGACUGCAAUACGUUUUUACACCCCACAAUUUUAAAUGUUGAAAUCUUGCGACCCAGGUCAACUUCAGGUCACGGAGUCCAUCUGCCAUUUCUAUCGCAAAGUGCAGCCCAACACUGGGGCCUGCAUCAUCUACCAUGAGCACCAACUCUUCCUAGCUCAGCAGCUCCAGGACAAAGAAAUGGAAGGGCAGCUUCUGCAGGUCCUCAGCCAGCUCUACCAGAGUCUGCAGACAACCAGGUGAGUCGGCACCAUGUACAACAUUUAAGAUGGAAAAAAUGAGGCAUUUCUAACCAUGUUUUUUAUUUCUGUGAUUUUGUUGUCAGACAACUUCAAUUAUUUUCACUUUUAUCAUUUUUAGUGCAAACUCAUUAAAUUUUAAAUAAGAAAUUUUAAAUGCCACUGUUGGGUACGGACCACAUGGCAUGAACUACACCAGCCGCAAAACACGGCACAGUGGGUCUUAAAGCAAACCAUACAUUUGUUUCAAAAAGUAUCCAUAUCCAUUGAGAAACAUAGUUUUUAAUGUUUUUAUAUUGCCCGGGGGGGGGGGUGUACACUGCUUUGAACAGUUUGAAAAAUAGUAUGAAAUACCCCAGGAAAAUAUUUUUGGCAUUUAGUGCAGGUGGUAAAUUAGGUGGUAAAUUAGCCCCAGGGCAUACUGAGAAUAAAUAUCGUUCACUUAAUUUUAAAUACAGCUAUCUGUCGUGUACCUGCAAGUUACCACUGCUUUGUUUGCAGUAUUGGCUAUGUUAUGAUUGCUUAGGAAUCUGAAUGCUACCCUUCCUAUGAAAGGUCAGAAUGAGCUCAGAGGGAAGGAAUAUACGAAGAGGAGUUUUGUACUGUAAGCCUCCUUGCUCAAGAUUACAGGUUACCCUGGAGGAAAAGGGAUGCACAAUGGAAAGAACUGUGUAGGAAUGCCUGCCCAUCAACUCCUUAUCUGCCACUUCUCUGACUACAUGCCGCCCUCCAUUUCAGAUAGAGAGACACUGGUGUCUACAGUACAGAAAGAAAACACUGGUGUCUACAGUACAGACACACUGAUAAAAGAAAAAAGAAAUUGUACCCACAUACUGUUACAGAGGAGCCCCCUCCAUGAGGAGGAGACUGUAUCCACUUCUGGCUUCCGGCUUUUCCAGUGAAAGAGAUAAAUAGUUGUUUAUAUAAGACAUGCUGCUGCUCUCUGCUUCAGUGAGGGAGGGAGAACAAUGUGGCCCUGUGUUGACACUGCCCUUCUGAAGGGGGAAUACUGGCAAUGUGACCUCAUGCUGAUGCUGCUCACCUGAAGACUGACAGGCCAUUGUGACAUCAUUCCAAUACUGCCUGUCUGAAAAGGAGAGAAACACUUCACAUAUGACCAACAGCUUUCAUGAAAAGAUGUCUUUUGCAUCCUAGAGCAGACAGGAUGUUCUUAAAUCUCACCCAUCUCCUGCCGCCACCUUAUUCAUCCAUCAUCUCAAACGCAAAUUUCACUGUUCCUCAGCCAUGUGGCACUGUCCCACCAGAGGGUUUUUUUAAAAAAAGAUUUGAGGUGACUGCUUCUGGCUGUCUGUGAUAGCGUCUUUCUGUGCCAGAGGUGGGGAAUCUGUGGCCUUCCAGAUGCUGUUGAACGCCAGCUCUCAUCAUCACCAGCCAGCAUGACCAGCGGUCAGGCAUGAUAGGAGUUGUAGUCCAGCAAGAUCUGGAGGAUUACAGGUUCCCAGAAGAAUGGUAGCAAAUAAUUUAUCUGAUGAACAGGAGUCACUGAAAAGUUAGUAGCCACAUAUGCGACAACAGCUGCAUGAAUGUUACUAGCCCAAGGAUGGAAGGAAGAAAAAAUCCUGGCUAGGGAAGAAUGGGCAAGCCAAACUGCUGGACUACACUGAAAUGGCAAAACGAAGGGGGAGACUCAGGAGUCAAGAGGAUAAGAACUUUGAAAAAGAACGGGAACAAUUUAUAAUUUAUUUAGGAGACCGUUGUAAGCAAAUUAAAACUUUAGCUGGACUCCAAGACUCACUUGCAAUGUAACGAUGGAUGAUUAGAAAAAAUGAAAUUUGGAGAAUGGACUUAUAUGCAGUUAUGAACAUUGUAAUAAGGAACCAUGUAGGGGAUGGGGGGCAGUCGAGAUUCAGAUAAUGUCAAGAGAUGAUUAUAUAAAUUGCUGGAUUGUAAACUUGUAUUGGUAAAAGCAAAUAAAAAAUAUUUUCCAAAAAAAAGAAAGAAAAGAGAAAUCAGUAGCCACUGAGAUGAAAAGACAUCAGUUGCAGUUAUUUUUCCUUAAAAAAACACUAAAAUCACAACUACAAACAGUUAUCUCUUGGAUGGCCUACUCUUUGCCAUGUUUGCUGUGUGAUAUUGAUCCCAUUACUAAUGUGCAAACAUCUCAUGUGCAAUCCAUUUACCACGAUUGGAGGGAACAGAUUUCAUAGGUGAUGUAAACACACUUUUAAUAUGUUGCCAGUUAUGAACCUCAGACUCAUUCUUGCCCAUAGAGAGGCUACUCUCUGUUGCACAGUGUGAACUGGACUUCAUUUUGUAGGGAAUAGGAAAGGCAUAGAUCCAUGGCAGGACACUCCUUGAUAACAGAACUACAGUGGAAGCCACUGUUUUCCUUACACCAAAUGCAGUAGAGGUCUUGGAACAGUAAGUGAUUAUGACAUGCCUGGCCCAUUCCACCUGCUUUAUAAGAGCUUCUCUGUUAAGUUUAGCACUAAAUGAAAGGGGACCAUCAUUCAGCUUGUGUCGGACUUAGGAAACAAUGAUGCAAGGAAAGCUUUGCAGGGCUGGUCAGAAAGGAUUGGUUUGUUUUGACUUGAUGCACAAGCUCCCACAUUUUCUUUGCAAUAAUGGAGCCUCCAUCAACCCCACAGAUAUGUGAAACGGGCCCUGGAUUACACCAAACAGAGUCUGAGAAUCUUCAUUGACCUGGAGGAAACGGUCAAAACAGCGCAGGCCUGGCUGCAGGCUGGGAGGCUUUACUAUCAAAUGCAAGAGGAUGAACUUGUGGAAAUGUAUUUGCAGGUAAAGUAAAAAUAAGAGGCCUGGUUGUGUCUAAUUAACGGCUCUGUGAUGUAAGAUUGCCAAGCUGAGGUUCCAAACACUAAUAAAUAGCAAACUGCUAUCUGCAGGAAAAUCAUUAUCUUUUGAUUUAAUGUACAAUGUCUGGCGCAUGGUGAUUGCUGAGUCAGAGUCAGUGUCUAAGAGAAGUAGUGUCAGCAGUGGCAAUAAAUUUCCCACCAGUUGAUGGACACUGAAUAGAUCUUGGCUGAGGGAGAGGCACAUGUCUUGUAUUUUGUACUGACAUGCAGGUUUAUAUGCUCAGAGCUUCACUUGGGUAUGACAUGUGCAAUGACUCACGGCACACUGAUAAAAGGUUUAUUUGUGCCCAAACUCUCAAAUUCCAUUACUGAAGAGCUCAUGAAGUGAACCCCCGUGAUUAUUUAAAAUUGAAGAAAUGUUAUUGAAGCAUAUGGAUUUAUUUGCGACAUUUGGAUGUUUUCCCCCUGGGGAGACUGGCAAUGAAUGCUAGAGGGGAAGAGGGAGUUAAAUAGAAGAGUGUUGUAGCAAUAGAUGCCACAGUACAGAAGGAAGGUGGAGAAAGAGGGGGAGCUAUGGAGUGAGGCAGGCGGACAUUGGCCCCUUGAUCAAUGGAAGUCUGCAAUAAUUUUGGAACUUUUAGUAUAUGUGAUAAUCACUUUUUUCUUCGUAAUCAUGAGUGCACUACAGUUUUGGAGAAGAAGACUUUAUGUUUGCAAUAGAAAUUCAGACUCUUCUGACUCUGUCCAUUCCAGUACAACCCCACUGAUUUGUAGGCAGUUGUGUAGGAAUAUUGAAUUGGUUUGCUCCUGGAUGUAAGUAGCAAAUGGCAUUCAUAUAGAGUGGUUUUCGAACGUAAUCUGUUCCGGAAGACCGUUUGAGUUCUGAAACAUUCAAAAACCGAAAACUCAGUACGGAAAACUCAAUACGGGAGCUGCGUGACAUGUUCGACUUCUGAAAAGUGUUCGAAAACCGAAGCAUUUACAAGGGUUUAUGGUGUUCGAAAACUGAAACGUUCGUCAACGGAGACGUUCAAAAAGCAAGGUACCACUGUAGUUACUAUACUGUGAGAAAACACGAACAUUGCAUAUAUGCUGCAAUGACGAAGGGCCGGGCAUAACAUUCAGUCAUAACUUUUAGCCAUACCUUACAUUCUUCUUGUAUGAUGAUACUGCCAUUGCUCUUACCCUGACCUGAUCCCUUUCCCAGGCAGCCAUACAGACGUCACUGAAAUCUGAAGAGCUGCAUUUGGCCAUGGAACUAUAUGAAGAGGCUGGUGAUGUCUUUUUCAAUGGGAUCCGGAACAGACAAAAGGCAGUGGACUAUUACAGGGUAUUAACCACACACACAAAAAUGGCACUUAUGUCUGUAUCUGUGAAGAUCUACUUAUCACGACUGCACUUGAGUAUUACUGACAUGGAUUGAGAUAGCCUAUGCUGAGGUAGAGGGAGGAAGUUUAAGGAGACAUGCUUUUUCACACACCUCAUGACUGUUCAUAGGUUUAUUGAACUAUAGUGCUUCUAUAGUUUGCGGACUCUUUAUGAGCAAGAAUAUAUUCCACAUGAGAAAUAAUGUAGUUGUGAAGUCAUAUGAGAAUGUCUCAGAGUUGUUGUUCUCUGGCUGUCUUCAUUAGGACUUGAAGUGGGGCUCUGUGGGCUUGGUUUGUCUCAUGGCCUUACGAAACAUUAUCAUUCUGUCUUGCUAUUCUCAGUGGGUGCUUACUUUAAAGCAGGAGAUUGUGUUUCAGCUGGGGAACAUAGGCAGAAAUAUUAUGCUGCAUCAAUGUAGCAUGUAGCAUGGCUAGAUACAAAGGAGUGAACUCCUUAGAUUAAAGGCCAUUUUUCACAGCAUUUUUGAAAGCCUGGAAUGUAUAAAAGACUGAUUAUUCCAACUGUACCCUUGAUUGCAUUAGUUUUUUAUCCUGAGAAUUUUUAUUUGAUUUUAAGAAAAGUUUGCACAUUGCAUCAUUCUUGUAGUAGCAGAAGGUUGAAUUGAACAGAGCUGACAUGUAGCUUAAAGGCAAGCCCUUAUUGCAGCUUACCCUGACCCUGGUGCCCUCCAGAUGUUUGGGACUGUAAUUCCCAUCAGCUCCAGCUGCAGAAGGCUGCCUUACAGUUUCUAGACAACAGCCAAUGGAACAAAGUUCCAGAGUUACAAAACACACACAUUGUGUAACAAUCUCUUUUUCUUCUGGGGGGUACAAGGGAUAGGGCAGAAUACAUUACUGUAUUUAUGCUAAUUAUCAUAUGAGAAGAAAAUGUCAAGGCCUGGGAUUUGCUGGGUUUAUUUUGACUCAUUAGAAAAUGAGAAUUUGAAGGAGAAACGGUCACAGAGAGACUUGGCGCCCCAAUUUCCUCCACAAUUUCCUCUACAAGACCUUGUAAUAAUAAUGAAUAUUGUUAAAAAAAUUUAAAUGUAUUCCAAGUUCUUCUCCUUUGAGGAUGUUGAAGUGGCUGAUAUUGGGUGGGUAGAGAUGAAUGGGGGGCAACUUAGAGGAGUAAUGUCUUGUUUGCUAUAUGCUAAAUUAUCAAUACGCUAUUAGUAAACACAAGGGGAAAUGCUAGAUGUACUGAAUGGUGGAAGGAGACCGGUAUAAUGGCAUAUCCCUUUUGUUUGGAGUGUCCUUCUCUCCAAAGGGCUAAUAUGCAGCUCGAAUGGUCGUGUGACAUGGUGGGAAGUUGUGAAGUGACGUGAAAACAUUGUGUCAUCCCCCCCCCCCCCAGGGAGGAGCUGUCCCUUUGGCUAGGAAGCUGAAGGUGCUGCAGACUGAGUUGAGAGUGUUCAACAAGCUGACGGAGCUGCAGCUCGGACUCCAGAAUUAUGAGAAGGCUUUGGAAUUUGCUACCUUGGCAACCAGGCUCAGUGUGGAUGUAGGUAGGAAAGGACUAAGGAUACAUAGCACAGUAAUGUCUAAGCUAUCUUGUGGAAGGCACCCAGGGAGAGGUGCAAUGGACCAGGAAUUAGAGAGACUGCUGUUCCCGGAAAAGCCACUAUUAUAAUACACAUUUUAAUAGCAACUCACUCUGCAGUGAAGAGCAGGCUAAAAAUAUUUUAAAUAAAUACAUUGCAAAACCAAGAUAGUAAAGGUAGAAAAAGAGCACAGAAUGUCACCAAAUGCCUAAGUAAGAGAUGUCUUCUGCUGUUGCUCUUGGAGAUAGAUACCUGUUUGGAAGCAAAGGAGGUGGGUCUGUAUUGAUUUUAAGAACUGAAGAAAGAAAAGAAGGAGUUUUAUCAUUCAUUGCUGGGGACCCUGUCACUGAGGAAGAGUUCCCAAAUAUGUUCAUCUUUCCCCAAAUGAAUUCUUCCCAUGUCUCAACUAGAAAUUAUCUAACCAAGACAAUGCACAUGGUCUCUGUGAGAACAGAGGGCUUGAGUAGAUGGGCUUUGGCCUGAUCCAGCAGGACUGUUACGUUCUUAUGUUAUGUUAACAUUAUUGGCUUUAUAUUAGUGUGGCUGCAGCCAGUAGUCUAGAAAUUCCUAACUGAAAUAAACUGAUACUUGUUCCAGUCCACCAUUUUAUGCCAAUUAUCCAUAAACUCAACCAGCUUUUUAAUCUGGGUUAGCUACCAUUGGCCACAAUACAGUGUGUAUUCAUUCUGAGGAAGAGUGUGUAGAUCUCCCUAAAUCUGUCAAUGUAUAAAUCUGUUUUGCUCCUCCUAUCUUUUGAUUUUCAGUAGAAAUUUUCUGCAAUUACUUUUAGAAAUAGUGUGUCCAAUUUCAGAUUUAUAGUCUGUUCUGUAGUUAUAUUAAAGUGCAAGAGUUGCCGUUCAGUCCAUCCCUUCUUUGCUGUGAAUUUCCCCCCUCUUUCCAUGGAAGUAAUCGAUGCUUCUAAUCUUGUGUAAUGAAAAACUGCAUUUAAAAAAAUGCAUAAUGAAUAAAAAAAAAUCAUACAACAGAGACAAUAAUAACAUGUAUAUUUAUUUUGUUUUAAUUGAUGGGAAACCUACCUGUCAAGAGUUUGACAUGAAUUUAUGCUAUCAAAUUGACAGUGACACAGAUUUUUUUUUUAGGACAUAGGGAUUGGAAUAUGCAUUGAAAAGCCAGGGGAAAUGGCAUCACGCAGUAGCAGCAGCACUGCAACCAAAACAAAUUAAUUCAGAGGAACUGCUCAUUGUUUUGCUCUUGUUUUUUUUUGGGGGGGGGGACAGAAAUUCAGAAAGAAGGAAAUUGAGAAGCAUCCUCAAUUCAUACAUCACCGAGAGUCACCAAACAUGUACUCAUUUGUAUAUUAGUAGGAUGUAUCAUUAAUCUUAUUUCAUUUUAAUUUUAAUUUUAAUUUUAAUUUAAGGAGAUCAGUUGCAAGAAGUGGUUGCCUUUCACCGCCUGGCGACAGUGUACUAUUGUCUGCAAAUGUAUGAAAUGGCUGAGGACUGCUACUUGAGGACACUCUCUCUACGCUCACCAUUGUUGCAAGGUGCUCAGGAAGCUAUGUAUUAUUCCAAGGUUUACUGUCGCCUGGGAGAUUUGACCCUGCACAAACUAAAGGUGAGUGACAGCAAUCUGUGACACAUCCUGUGAUGAAUCUCACUAAACAUGUGGCAAGGCCACAUGCUAAGUUUCGUCUGACCUUGCGCUUAAAUGAAGUCUUUCACUAUCCCAUUAAAAAUCUAAGAGCCUGCAGUCAUCAGUUGCCAUGAAUUGUUCCAGAAAAUGCCACCCAUUUGUGGUGAUGUACGUGCUCUGUUGUGCUGGCUUCUGCCUUGCUGCAGUUCCAGAACCUGUUCAGUCUUCCCUGGACCUCCAAAUCCUCUGACUUCAGUUUGACACACAGGUCUUGAACCUUAAUUUUGCUUUUCAAUAGCCCUGCUACUUCCCUUCGACACUAAUUUUUCUCUCUGGCAAUCUAGACCACCCCACCUCAUUCUCUGUGGCUAGGUAUGAAACAUAGUUGUUGUUGUUGUUAAAAUUUGUAUACCACCCUUCUGAAGAUCACAGGGUGAUUCACAACAUAAAAACAAAAAAUGAGAACACAAAAUUCAUAAUAAAACAAAAACAAACCAAUAAUCUCCCUCCCACAAACACAUUUUAAAAGCCAUAGAAUGUUAAUCAGCCAAAUGCCUGGUUGAAGUGAAACAUUUUUGGCUGGCACCUAAAGAUAUGUAAUGAAGGCACCAGGCGAGCCUCCCUGGGGAGAGCAUCCCACAAAUGGGGAGCCACUGCAUAAAAUGCCCAUUCUUAUGUUGCCACCCUCUGGACCUUUUGUGGAGGAGGCACAUGUAUAAGGGCCUCAGAUGAUGAUCACAGCGUCUGGGUCAGUCCAUAUGGGGAGAGACAGUCCUUGACGUAGUGCAAUUGUGAGCUGUUUAAGGCUUUAUAGGUGAAAACCAGCACUUUGAAUUGGGCCCAGAAGCUAAUUGGCAGCCAGUGUAGUCGGGCCAGAAUCGGUAAAACAUACUCAAACUGUCUUGUCCCGCUGAGCAACCUGGCUGCUGAAUUCUGCACCAGCUGAAGUUUCUGAACUUAUUAGAAGCUGUGCCAUGACUGGAAGAGUUCCUCUCAAAAAAUGCUGCUUGAGGCACAAAUGUAAUCAUAUUUUCAAGGUUCCCUCUGGUUUUUAAAAGAUCGUUGGGAGAGGUCCUUCCCUUCUAUCACACCAAUAUCAGAGGCAUGUUUUGCAAGGGCGCAAGACAGGGCCUGUACCUAGGCUCUGGAACUAAUUUCUGAGGGAGGCCCAAUUAGCCUUCUCUAUUAACUUUCUGCCACCAGAUGAAGCCGUUGCCCCGACAGAGUGAUUUGUGUUUCUGCUGCUGGUGUUUCUUUGGGAUGCUUGUUUUAAUUUUCAGUGUUGCUUUUUCUCUGCUCUUGCUUUUAUUUAGGGUUUUUAAUUACAGUUUUAUUUAUCGCAUUGCUCUGCUUUUAUACUGAAUUAAAUAUUCAGUAUAUUAUUGUUAGAUGCCUAUUGGCACCUAGUGAGGAUGGUGGAGGGUAAAUAAUAAAUGAUACAAUAAAUAGAUGUGUGGAGGCGGAAAUUAAUUAAUAAUUAUCUGUAUUGGUCGAUUAGAGCAAAGUCAGUAUUCCCCUGGUGAUUGACUAACUGUGCAACUUGCUUAAAGAGAUCUGGGGAGCAUCCAUUAUGCUUUGGUCCCUGCAUUGAUACCCACAGUCAAUCAAACUGGUUUCUCACCCCUCUAAUUUUCCUGUCCCCUUUAUCCUCAGGAUGAACAAGAUGCAGCUAACUACUUCCUCUUGGCCUUGGCUGCUGCCACUGAGCUUGAUGACCAGGCUUGGGAAUGCAAGAUUCAGUCCAAGCUGGCACAAAUAUAUCAUGCUUCCCAGUCUGAUAAGAGCCCAAGGGGGUGGACCACGUAUCGGGCCCGGUGGCUGAGCGAAGGAAGACGUGAUGUAUGA
Podarcis lilfordi (Lilford's wall lizard) is the source of this 48635-nucleotide messenger RNA. The record is from the annotation of a GenBank genome assembly. NCBI's taxonomy places the organism in Eukaryota, Metazoa, Chordata, Lepidosauria, Squamata, Lacertidae.